UUUUUUUAAAAAUGGGUUUUAUAAAGGAGCAACACUGCAAUCCCACACCUGCUGACCUAGGAGCAUGUCCUACUAAACUAAAUGGGGUUUAUUUCUGACACUAGGAUCGUAGCGUUCAUCUCAGUAAAGUGCGCAGCGAUAAAGCCCACAGCAAACCGUACACGAACUUCGCACGUUGCUGGAUCUCAUUGAGAAAACUGGAGGUCAAACAGAGUUACACAUGCCCGCAGCUCCGCCUCCUUUUCUGGAUGGCAACGCCCAUGUUCGUACGGGGGGAGGGAGAGAGAAACACCUUCGCUGUUCCUUUCUCGGACUUCCAAGCGGCGGCGCCCCCCUUCGAAGCCAGCCGUUUCCUCAACAAACUCGCCGCCCUCACAUCUCCGCUUAAGCAACGGACGCGGCUCGGCCAGGAUUGAGAUUUCGCUCUUUUACGCACGCACCCCCCCCACCUUCCAUUUGUUUACGCCAUUGGUACAUUCCAAGAGUGUUGCGGUGGCGGGAGGAGGGAGGAGCGCGGGAAGGCAAAGGAAACCGCCGUUUGGCUGAGCGAGCGCGGUGGGCGGCGCUUGAGGCGCGAGCCCAGCCGUUUUGACUUGUGAGGAGGAGGAGGAGGAGGAGGAGGAGGAGGAAGGCGGAGCCUCAAGCGCGCGCCUCCCUCUCCGUCUGUGAGAGGCUGCGCUCGGGCGCGAGCGGGCCAUGGGGGCGGAGCUUAACGCACCCACCCACCUACCCUCGCGAGCGGAGCCGAGCGCGCGCCUGUCGUUUGCUGGCUCGCGCGGGGGCGCGCGCGUUCCCUCCCUCAGUUCAGUCAAUCAGUCCGUCAGUGCUUGAGAGUCGUGUGUCGUUCGUUGGCGGCGGCGGCGCAGGACGGGACGGUCUGCUCUGGCCGGUUGGUCGGUCGGUGUUGGAUGGAGGGUCCCGUCCGCCUCGCCUGCUCUCUCUGGAAUGUACUGGGGGGCGGCUGCCGAGUGGGAGCGAGGGCUCUAUGGGCGCAGGCAGCGCCGCUGCUGCCGCUGAGGAGAGGUGAGAAGGAGGGGAGCCGCGGCGCUGGCGGGGGGUGGGGGUGGGAGUGGGGGCGGGUUGGCUGCGGUGGGUGUGUUAAAAGCCGGUGAGGGGAUGAAGAGAGGCCGAAGAAGUGCCGGGGCUUCGGGCCGAAUGCCUUGAGCCCGGCCAGCCCUGGGUGUGCGCGCGUACGUGUGUAUGCGCGCUUGGAGUUACAGGUCACCUCAGGAGGGCAAAGUGUAGGGCCGGGGGACGCUGCUGCAGCUGCUGAGGGCCCUCAGAGAGGAGGAGGAGGAGGAGGUGGUGCUCUUCAGUUAAAUGGUGAGGCUCGGUGUUUACAAUCGGUUCGUUUUUACGGCUACGUGUAAAGAAAAAACCUCGGGUCGUCGCACACUGUACUCUGAACCGGGAAGUGGGGCGCGUUUGUGUGUAAACGAAUCGGAUCCGAAGCAAGAGCCGGGUGUUAGCUGCAGGCUGAUUUUGGCGGGGACACCCCCUCCCCAAUGCACAACACCCACACACCCUGUAAAAAAACCCAACAACACGGGUCAUCAAUGUGCGAAACAAAUAAACACGUGCGCACAUGUGUGACCCCUUUAAAGGCUCGCUGAUUUAUUAUGCGAGUAAGCUGAUGUGGGCUACGUGCAGCAAGCAGCCCACUCAAUCAAGGCAAGAAGCAGUUAGGUUUUGCGCUGAGGCGGAAGCAUCAGCAAUGUUUCAUGGCACCUGGAAGACAGUUUUAUCCGGGAUGUUAGCUUCACGAAAGCUGCUGCCAUAAUAAACCUGCUCCUCUAAGUUGUGCCGCAGAUACCAUUUGCUUUAUUUAAAGACAUGAAGCAUGAUCCAGCCAGCCACAUCUAAACUGGAUCACAGUUCAUGAAAGUGGGAUUCUGUAGCCCAUGUAAACUUAUGCCACAAUAAGUAUAUUGUUUUUAAAUAUGUUAUAGAAGUGAGGUUUCUAUUGUAUUCUGGUGUUUAUAUUUGGUUUUAAUUCAUGUUUCACGUUACAAGGUACUUUAGGUCUCUUUUUUGAAAAAUGCAUCUAAUGAAUGCAAUUGAUAAUAAUAAAGCUUCUUAAAGUGCCCCAAGACUUUCUUCUGUGUAUAUGUGUUUGCUUUAAUAAGCUACCAUGUCUACUCCUCUGGAAUUUGAGGAAAUAAAGUUUGUUUAAUCUGAAAUAGUAUCUUUUUAAAUCCUAGAACUGUGAAAAGAAAGAAGCAUUAUGACAUUAGUCUUUAAUUAUGGGUGUCAUUUUUGAUAUCACGGUAUCCAUCCUCUAAGGUUGGCACUUGAAAAAUCUGUUUGUUGUUGAGUGCACCCAAGCUUUCCCCCUAUAUACAAAGGGAUGAGCACCUCUUACUCAGCUGUACUUUUCUGCAGAGUGCAUAUGCAAACUAACACGGGGGUUCUGGAAUAACCAACGCCUCCUGGUUCCAUUUAUAAAUGUGAAAGGUUUUUUUUGGGGGGGGGUGGAGGCAGAUGACUCUUAACUUUCUUUUUUACCUUUCAUUUUUACCUGACAAUGGAUGAAAUAUUUUGAUUGGUAUGAAUAUACCCUCUUGCACUUGAUUACUUUACUUUAAAAUAAGUUAGCCUAGUACAAGACAUCACUUUUUAUGACUUCUGCCCCCAUAUCCUAGACUUCCUUUAAUGUCAAAAAAUGCUUCUGCCUACUUUUUGUUACCUGACUUUGCAGUCAGGGAUAACCUUACCUGAUUGUGUUCCUGUCAUUUAUGAUGCAGUUCCAAAAGCUCUAGUGUGUACAGGUGGAAGGAAGAAUACCUGUGAUUACCUGUGUGAACUGGAAGGUAUUCUGUUCCUUCUGGUUAAGGCAUGGAUGCUGUAUAUCCAUGACCAAAUCCCAUAGAAGCAGAUAAUUGGAUCCUAAGCAGCUGCCAUGUCUGCAGUCUUCUGAUGCUGUCUUGAUCAGAAACUUGCUUUUGAUAGAGCCAAAAGCAGUUCCUGGCACUUCAAUGGGAAAUGUGAUUGAGAAGCUUGGUUGUCAACUUCAAACUGUUUUAAGUUCUGGCACAUCUCUUUAUGAACAUGAAACUGUAAGCUGCAUCUUGUUUUUCUUAAAAAGUAUUUAUAGCAACUACAUGUUGGGAGUUCUUCUCAUUUGGGCUGAGAUGAAACAUCACAUUUUGUCUGGAAAGUUUAAAUUAACUGUUGUUAACUGCUGCUCAACUAGAAAGCAUUCUUACCAGGAGCAGCCUGCAUUGCCGCUAUCUGUUAUGCACAUGUUAAAAUUGCAUAGUGUCCAAAUGAGUUGUGUGGAAGAAAGAUAUUAUAAAAUAAGAAAAGUUUGUUUCUCUGUACUGUACCUAAUUUCAGAGGAACAGUUUGCUUACUUAAUCAGGAACAUAAUUCGCUGUGACUUGUGGGUUUACAUAAGAGAAUUCUUAGCAUUAAGUUCUUUCAGCAUCUUAAUUAACCAAACUUGCAGGAGAUUGAUGCCUCAAUCUGCUGUUCCUGGAGGCUAUCUCUAUUGAUUUCUAAGCAGAGUAUUUAUGAUUCUGUGUCAAAACACUUGUGUUUGUGUCAAAAGGAGAUCAGUUGUGAUUUUAACCCUGUAUCAUUCUUAACAGAGGAUUGGCUGGUUUUAAAACUUUGUAUUCAAAUAUGAUUUUUCCUGAGAAAAGAACUCUACAGUGUCAUUUAGUUUUCUCAAAAGGGACACAGUAAAGAGUUGGAUCAUGUUGCUUUAGUUUGUAGGUUUCAUAAUCCUUGCCCAGUCUAGCAGGUGGUUUGACUUUCAAGUGAAUUAAAUUGAUUGUUUAGACAGCCAGGUCAGCAAAACAGUACAGAAUGAGUUUUCUAUGUACCAGAGCAAGAACUGUUGUACUCCUUUUACUGUCAAAGUGAGAGAGGACUUGGUACUGAACUCAAUUUAGGAGGCCUAUAAUCUGAUGUUUUUCCAUGAUGGAUAAAAAACAUGCAGACCUAUUUUGAUGUAUUUUUACAUUUUUUCGGGGCGAGUGUUUCUUUUUAGUUAUAGCAUGUACAUAAACUAGGGGUUGAAUCUAGUUCAUUAUGACCUAUUAUCUGACAGUUUCCUUUCAGAAGUAAUAAUGGUUGUAGUCUGUCUGCAGCGCAUUUUAAACAGGAUUUAGGGCAAUAUUAUUUUAAAUGUUAAUGUUAUCUAACUGUGAAAUAUCCCUUGACUUUUAGCCAUAAAAGUUAUCUCCCAGGGCCAUUUGGCAUUCGUUAUAUCUCAUGAUUUUCAAAACUCAGGGUAUUCAGCAACAUCAGUGUCAUGUACAAAGAGAUUUCAUUUUUAAGGUUAAAAAUCUAAAGGAAAAAUUAAUCACUGCUAGCUUGUUUUCAUGCUCAAAGAGUUAAGCAUGAAUGUCUUGCUGUUAAAAUGAAACCAUGCAGUAUGCAAUAAUAGGAAACAUCCCUUUGUAGAAUAUGUAGCAUUUUGUAUGAUUCUUUUAAUAUUUCCUUACUUCCCUUUUUCAGCCUUGUGAUGUACAGUAUCGCUGUCACGCACAAUCUGGGUAAUAGUACUGAGGUGAUAUUAAUGUGACUCUUUAAAAUCAAACUAAUUAUAUCUGCCUGAAAGAGCCACAUUAGUGUGAUUCUUGCUCCCUAGUGCUUUUUUGGAGCCCUGGAGACAACCUAGUGAAUAGGGCUGAAAAUUCAUUCUGUAUUUGAUUAAAUGGAACAGACUCGUUGCUUCUUACCCCAGCAGGGGCUAUGAGAUCUCUUGAUCCCCGAAGCGGCUCAUAGACCCUGGGAAUUCCAUUAGCAAGCACCUGAGGAAUUUCUGCCCUGCAGUGCCUUUUUUUGUAAUACGGGUGGGGGUGGGGAAAAUAGAACAAGAAGUAUAUCACUCUUGAUGAUGAGUGGGGGAGGCUACACCAGAAGAAUCUGUAUGUUGGCAGAUCUAAAAUCAAGGCAUGACUUAACAGCUUAUCUAGUGAGAGAAAAGCCCAACCCCAAAGAAUACGAAUAGUUAGACACUGAUGUUUAAAGAGAACUGUACUUUACUUAAGGCACUGAAAUUAGUUCAACCACCCUUAUUAUUGAAACCAUCACUUAUUUCUCAGUCUGAAGAAGCAAACCGGUGGCAAACCAUUAUCAGUGCAAGCACUUAGACUUGUGGAGUGGGUGAGUCUUUUUAAUAAGAUGGAAUAUAACAGGCAAUGGUGUGUACUUUUUAUUUGCCAGUUAAUAUAAAUUUGGUUUUUUGAUUAUUUUUAAUCAUAUUUAUGGUACUGUUUAAAGCACAGAUUUUUGCUGAGAGAAGCCUCUAGAGCACUAUUUUGAUCACACUGAUUUUUUUUUAAAGGUCUGAAUAAGUAACAGAUUCUUGGUAAUUAACCUUUUAUUUGUAUACUUUUCAUCUUCCCCCACGGGAAAAAUACUGGUAAUUGAAGCAUUUCUCAAUAGUUCCAAGUUUGUGUUCAUUAUCUUUUUAUCUUAAAUUUUUGAUAACAUAUGCAAGUGGUAUAUGAUUUGUAUGCAAGAAUAUAUAUGGAUUGCACUAUACAUGUUUGAUCAUUUGGUGAUUAUCAUAUUUCUAUAUUGAAUGGUAUAUUUCGUAUGUGGUCCAUUGUUUCCAUUUACAAUUUGUACAUGGAAUUCCUGUCUAUUUUUUAGACAUACUUCAUUAAAAAAACCAAGGUACUUAGCAAUUGAAUAUUGCACCUUGCCUGAACAUAAUCACAAAGACUGCACAGGUAGUCUUGUGUAAUGUGGCUUACUAUUAAGGAUGACAAUCCCUUCUCUAAAUACCUACUUCCCUCUACCUGCUCCAAUUUUUAAACAUUUUUUAAUUGAAAAGGUUUAGGAAGCAAAGCUUAUUCUUUAACAUGAUUCUUGGAGGGUGUGCUGAUUUCAGGGUUUAGAUUUUCUGUUGUUAUUUGUAUAUGUACAUUAAAUGUGGAAAUUGUAAUGAUUUGAUUUACAGCAGCAGCAGUGCUUUUUUUCCCCUUAAAAAAUGUUUAGGGGUACUCUCAUUUUGACUCAAGAAAAUCACCAUUUUAUAGUUCAAAUUGGGAAAAAUAAAUACAGUAAAUGGACAAAAGUACAAAGAUUCACAAAAUGUUAAGGGGCAUGCAUUCCCCCAUAAAAAAGCACUGAACAUCAGUAUUGGCUAAGAUUGUUUCUGGUACUGUCUGAGUUUGGAAUCCAAUUUUAGUAGUUGCACUGACAAACAUUUCCAGUAGCAUUUCUAGUUUAUCAUUUGGAUAUUUUAAAAUAGAGCAUAUGAAGGGGGAAGAAAAAUGUAAGGAGUUCCUUAGAUUUAAUUCAAUCUGUUGCAUGAAAUAUACUUCUGAAGUAAGAUUGGAAUAUUAUUUGUUUGUAAGUUUCAUUUAAGCAUAAUUAGGUAUGAUGUGCGCUAACAAGUAUAAUAAAUAGCUUAAAUGUCAGCGUGGUAAAAGCACAAAACAGUGGGAAAAUGAUAAAAUGGUAUUAUAUUGAUUGACACAAGAGCUAAUAUUUUAGGAUGACAGCUGAAUCUCUCCUGUAGUACUAACAUUUGAAAGUAAGAUUUUAUUUCCAACACAAUUUUUAUUCUGAGAAGUUGGCAUUCUCUGCUCAUGUUCUGCAAACACUGAUCUUCUCUAUUUCUGUUUAGUAAAAUUAUCUAGUUUGUGAUGUUUACAAAAUUCUUUUCAGCUAUGCAGAACAUUGGCUGUGACAUACUCCCUCUGCUGGUCAGCUGCAAAGGCAGCACUAUUUGUGAAUACAGUACCUGUUCAGGAAACUUUAGAGUAGUAGACACUUUCAUGUUUGAUAGUACAACAGCUAUAACUUUAGGGAAACAAAGAAAACAGUAAUUUGGGAGUCAUACUAGCACUACUAUCUGUCUGUUAGAAUGUAAAUUCAAGAUUCUUGAUUUCAGCUUUCUCUUUUGGAAUGGGUUCACCAAAGCACGAAUUGCACACACAUGCAUUUGUUAUCAAAGUACAAAAAAUAUAUGCACUGUAUUCUGUAUAUUAGAAGAUUAAAGCUUUUAAAAACUAGAUGGGCAGUCAGUCCAUGUCAAGUUAUUGGCACAAUAAAACUAUGUAUUGAAAACCACAGAAACAAGUUUGGAUAGUGACUUGAAGAAAGGGCACAGUUUUUAAAAUGUAAUGCUAUCUUAGCAUUGCAGCCAAGUCUGUUCUUUUAAUGUAAAGUAAACUAUCUUAAAGUAGCCUGGGACAUUUUAUGUAGUACUGAUGUCUGCCUUAGAAAUGUGUCAUAAGUGAGUAUUCCAAUCUAUAUUUUGUGUGGUAACUGAUGUAGCAUUUGCUUUAUGAUGCCAGUUUUUGAUGGUUCAUUAUGCUCAAUAACUUCAGCAAAAUGUAUCAGUAAAUAGCAGGUAACUUUCUCUGUCUCUACUGAAAAUGGUUUUUCUUGCUACCUGUAGGGUUUUACAUGAGUCUACUGUCUACAGCUGUCUUGAUGAGUCUUCCCCAACCUAGUACUCUCCAUAUGUUUUAGACAACUCUAGCUGGCUGAGGCUGAUGGAAAUUAAGUCCAACAACAUCUGGUGGGCAGCAGGUUGGGGAAGGCUGACAUUAAGGUUUUAGAAAUUAGUGGCCACUGAGAGAACAGCAUGCUGGAUUAGAUGGACCUUUGGUCUGAUCCAGCAGGGCUGCUUGUAUGUUUGUAUCCAUAGAAAAGUAGGUGGCAAGUAACAAAGCAGGGGAUUGGUGUAAGUAAGCUGUACAGAGAGUGUGUGGAAGACAGCUGUGCUGAAAAAUCGGGUGGAGUCAAGCUAAUCUGCUGGGCAUUGAGGAUGCAUGUGAGGCAGAGAUGCACAGUGCACUGAGGGUUUACUUACCUCACUGCUUCAACAAUGGGGUUGUGAUUUUAUGACAAGUCCAUUGAGGUCUGGGCAUCUCUAAGGCAGUCAUAACCAGGCAGGAAAUGUAUGUGAUCUUAGAAGUGAGAAGGCAGCAGGCUGUGGGUUCUGAUUCUGCACGUUUGUGGAGUGUGAGGGAAGAGAAGUGGUGAUCGUCAUCCCUGUCUUUCUACCUGAGCCCUUUGUUGGCAGUAUAGGCAGUGAACAUACUCUCCUCACCCCUCACAGCAUAUAUGCAGGAAGCAUGAUGUUGGCACAAGAGAAAGCAUGAUGCAGUCAGCUGACAUAUCAGUAAGGGAGGGUGAUGGAAUAAGUUAGGCAGACAGAUAUGGGAGAUAAACAUGGAUAAUGGAGACCAUGUAUCAGGAGAAAUUUUCUCUCAGUCUACUAUUUAGUAACUGGGGGCACAUUUGUGUAUUCUGUACCAGCCAAUGCAUUGGGUGUGGGCCCCUAGGAUCCUAAAUUGAACUAUUAGAAGAAUAAGUCUUGGAAUCCAGUGUCAGCCUCCUGAUGGUGCUCUCUGUGAUUGAAAGUGAGGGCAUGUUAGAGGAGGUCAGCAGCCUCUUCCUGCCUAUGGAACUUCUUCCAGCUUUCUAUGAAAUCCUGUCCUGUACUGGACAGAUAUGGAGAAGGUGUCGGAACACCACUUUUUUGUCCCUUAUACCUCCCAGCUAAGACUAUUCCAACCCAUCAUCCAUUACAACUAUAUUUUGCAGUUUGGCAGUAGGCAUGUCUUGAUUCACCGGCAGUCCCCAAUAACCUGAAUCAGCUGAUCACCAUUGCCAACAGCCCACAUAACAGAGGCACAAAUGCAAGGAUCAGACACUGCAACAAGCCCAGAUACAGAUGCAAUAAAAUAGGUAUUAAAGCACCUAAUAAUGUUAACCACAAUAUCAAGGGUUUAUUCACCUGCUUGUCUUCCAGUAUGAUAUACAGUAUCAUCUGCCAGUAAUGGCCUUCUGCAUUCUAUACAGUAUAGGGCAAACAGGUCAGUAGCCUUUAUGCAAAGAAAGAGAGAGAAAACACAAAUAUUACAUCAAAAAGGACCAUAUUCCAUUGGCGAACAUUUCACCACCAUAGAAUACUCUUUUACUGACCUUAAGUUGACCGUUCCUGAACAAAGAGAGGUGUUGAUUAAUUCACAGUGCCAGGAUGUGUAUGUUACUGUUCACAAAGCAAUGUCGCUCAUUGUAAUUCUUUUACAUACAGUUAAGCGUUAAUACAUUUUUCACCAUCUGUGUUUCUUACAUUUCAUUUUCUGCUCAUCUGACAGCUAAUGUUUUGUCUCUUUCUCUAUAGUCAUGUGUAUUAUAUUGUAGCUACUCAUUCAGCAUCAUAUGCCAUAAAUCUGAUAAAGUGGGGUUUAGUCCUUGAAAGCAUGUGCCAUAAUAAAUUAAUUUUAAAGAUGCUGCAAGACUUCGUUUUUUGCCCAUGUUCUGAAUAAAACAAUCUAAAUAAAAUGUUCUAAAUAAAACAAACAAGUUGUUGCUUGAAUACCUGAGGCUACAAUAUUAGAAAUUAUUAAAAAGCAAAUAAUCACAACUCCUUAAUUUAAUUCUUCAAAUCCUCUUUCAGUAAUCACAUAAGUUAUAAAGCAUUUGACUGCUGGUGCAAGACUUGCCUACCACUAAGUGGAUUUAUUUUUGGCAUUAUAUCACAUAAAUCAGGGGCUGUAAAAACAAUGUUGAUACCAUGUAAAUUUUAGAAUAGCUGUAGCCUUCAAUCCAAGAAAUCUUUCUAAUAAGACAGUUGAAUUGUUGAAGGAAUACUGAAAUGAUACUGUUGUAAAUCUGCUGUUCUGUGAUCUGAUGAAGCUGUUGAGAUACAUUUUGGAACAUUAAAGCUUGAUUUCCUCAUGGAAUCUUCUGCUGAGUUACCUGGAAAUUUGCACUGGGUUUUGGUUUCCCUAAACUUGAUAGAAUUACAGGAGGUUAAAAAGUGUGGUCCACCAAUUCAUUUGAAUCGAGUAUAUAUGCCAACAAAAUGCAAGCAAGACUGAGUUUGGUGAAAAUGUCAGUGAAGUAUAGAAUAAAUAACAUGAGGUCAAAACUUAACAGUUGCUCCUUUCUUACUUCAUAUUGAGUGAGAUUUAUUUCGUCUCUCUACCAUAUGCUGGUUGAAAUUCUGUGGAACUCGUGUUUGCUUUGUGUUCCCAUUCAUGGGACUUGUAUUUUCCCUGUGGCCAUGAAUUCAGUGAAUUCUAAUUACCUAUGAUGUAAGAUAGUAGUAGAUGACUGGGUGGCUAUAAAUUGUAGCUGCAGGUGUGGAUUUAAUAGAUAUAUGUUCCUUUUAUGGAUCACAAAUAGUAUCUAUAGUACAAGUUGCAACAGAAAAUAAGACUUGAUAAGCUGGCUUACUUUUGGCCUGUAUUUUAUAGAGUUGCCAUAGUUUCUUGAGAUUGUCAGUGGAAGUACAGUUGAAAAUUACGGUAAGUUAUUAGUUAUUUUAGACUAGAGUUCAGAUACCUUUGCACAAGUACUUAACGACUGGUGGAUACUUAAUAGCAGAACACCAUCAUUCUUUAGCCAAAGCGGAUACUAAGCAGUGUGGUGUAAUGGUUAGAGUGUUGCAUCAGGACCUGGGAGAGCAGGGUUUGAAUCCCCACUCAGCCAUGAAACUCACUGGAUGAUCUUGGGACAGUCACCAUUUCUUAGCCUAGCCUACCUCACAGGAUUGUUGUGAGGAUGACAUGGGGGGGGGGAGGAGAACCAUGUACACCACCUUGAGAUCCUUGGAAGAUAAAGGUGGUAUAUUAAUGUAAGCAAUAAAUAACAACCACCACCACCACCACCACCACCACCACCCUGAUAGAUAUGUUCUGCCUCCAAAGUUGGAAACCACAGGAGGGGAGAGUGUUGUUGUACUCGGAUCCUGCUUAUGGGUUUUCCAUACACAUCUGGUUGCUCAGUGUGAGAACAGGCUGCUGAAGCUGAUGGGCCACUGGCCUGAUCCAGCAGUCUCUUUUUGCAUUCUUGUGUGUGUGUCUCUUCCUGUCAUUUAAGUUAUGGAAUUUCCCAAAAGAACAGUACUGAGGCAUCUGAGCAUUGUGAUGGAAUGAAAUGUCAGAUCUCUACACUUGUUCUCUAGACCUUCCUUCAUCAUAUCUGAAUGUCCUUAAUGUCAUUUUUCUAGUCUUUCAAACCAAAUUAAUAGGUCUUCAGGCCUCUACGUUGGCUCAUCUUACUUUUCUCUCCAUGCAAUUGAAUUUGAGACUACUUGAGAGAUCAUAUUUGGAUUUAAUCCUAGUUCUUGUUGUGCAUCUUAGUACCUUGCUUUCUUUUUGAAUGCAAUGUAUCUAACUACUGAUUGCUUACACUAGUGAAUGGAGAAAGGCACUGUAAAGCUAAAAGGAUUUCCUUACUGAAAAUGCACCAACAGUCUUCUUGGGUUUCUUCUUCUGUACCGGCAGCUCUCAACUUGCAGGGGUUACGCUCCAGGGACAGCCCAUAAAGCCAAAAUCGUAUAUAGUCAAAACACAUUGGGUGGAGUGGGUGUGUAAGAGUGCCAAAGCCUUUUUCCCUAGACACCUAUUCCAUUUCCGUCCACUUGUUUAUUUUUUAGCCGAGCACAUAAAACUGGAUGUGUGCAAGUUAAAUGCACACAAGUUGCAAGUUACCUGUACUGCCGUGCUUGAUUUGCUUUCUUGAGAUGUGUGGACUGUUACUGGGUUGUUUAUGCACUUCUGGCAUGGCAUACCUUGUGUGUUCUACUCCAUUCUUGUGACAUACUUUAGUCAGAAUGUUUUGGAAUGUGGAAUAUUAUACAGAGAAUCAUGCUUCUAGGUCAGAGGGUAGAUGGUUCUAUUAUAUCUCCAGGCCGCAUCUGUAUUCCAUGUGCAAGUUCCAUUAGACUGUUAUUGGCCAUACCUAAGAACCAGAUGUGUUCGACAUGGUUUAGUGUGCAUUACAUAGUCAGGGCCAUAUGCAUGCCAAGUUUUAGAACAAAGCUGCUUUUUUGUGUGUCUCGUUAUAACAAUUGAAUAAUUAAAACAGUUGAAAAUCCUGCCCUACCCUAUUCCUUCUAUAGCUUGCAGAUGUGUAAUUUAGUUGACCUAUGAGUUGAGUUCAAGAAUGAAAAUUUAUAGACCUCAAGGCAAAAUGUAAAAGCCUUACCAAUUGAAGUGUGGCUCAGAUAAAUGGGUGGUGGCCGCUAUCUAGCUUCGAAACAUGUACACAAUUUUGGUUUUUCAGAGGAGAAAAAUAUUUCUCUCUAGGCAUCACACCAUAAUUAGAAUUUCUUACACAACUGUGUAAUCAUGUUGGCAAUAUGUCAGCAAAAUGUGUACAGUUUUUUAGCUAUGUGACCCACGGAGUCUUACAAUGAUGAGUUGCCCAACUUUUCUUAGCCUUUAUAGUUUCCAAGAAUUAAACUAAUAGAAAUGUUGAAAAGUCAGGAGCAAGGAAAUACAUUAAAAUAUGUAUUCAUUGGUCGGUGGUCAUAAUCAGUGGUUAUAAUUUCUAAGUUAAAUCAAUAUUUUUUUAAGGGUUGCAAAAAACUCUUCAAAGUUUUUUGUUACCAUUCUGUAUGGCAUAAAGAAAGAAAGUCUCAAAAUGGGACUGGAAAAAUGUAGUGAACUCUAAUAAAAGAGUAAAUGGACAAUUUACUACAUUAUUUUGUUGAAAUGUUCCUUGGGGGUGUAAAUUUAGUUUAAGGUGAAUUAUAAUGCCUCUGAGGAGGGUUUAUAUUGAUACUCAUUGGACAGUUUACUGUUUUACUUGAGUUCUCUCCUUUACCCUGUACUAUUUUGAGGUUUCCCUCUUUCUCUGCUCUUUUGCAUUUGGUUCUGUCCUUUUUUAUUUAGUGUUGUAGCCUUCAGCUCUUGAGCUAUAAUAAGCCUGGUUGAUAUUGCAAGACACAGGAUUUUCUUAGUGACUUUCAAUUUCAGUAGUAGAUGGAUUUAUGUGAAUUUAAUACUUGCAGAAAUAAGCCACCAUUGUAUUUUGUUUCACAGUAACUUGCACACAGAGAAUUUGUCUCAGGAUUGUGGGUUUGAGACCUACGUUGGGUAAAAGAUUCCUGCGUUGGGUAAAAGAUUCCUGCAUUGCAGGGGGUUGGACUAGGUGUCCCACAUGGUCCCUUCCAACUGUACAGUUCUAUGAUUCUAAGUUUCUGUGAAAUAAAUUCCCUGGAAAAGUUCGAGUUCCUUCAAAUGGUUGUGGUGUUUGAUGAAACAUGAAAUGGUGCUUUGUGGCAAGUUGGCAUAUUUUUGUUCCUACUAGCUCAUGCUGAAACUUGACUCGAAAAACAAAACACCCUAGUCUAGUCAUAGUGAAUCAGUGGAACACUUUACCUGUUGCUUUAAAUUAAACCUUUUUCCAGGAAAGUGUUGUGACUUGUAGAAUCUAGAAAAAAUUUUUACUAGUGAACAUCUGUGAUUCUAGGUUGUAAAAAGUGCUUGGUACACCCUUUAUCUCUAGAGUUUGGUUUAUCUUUAGUGCCUGACUAUGUUUUUAAUUUAAAUUUAUAUUUACCACUUUGAGAACUGAAGGUUCUCAAAGUGGUAAAUAUUAAUAUACUAUUAAAAUCAAACAAGGUUAGGAAUGAAGUUACAGCAACAAAGUAAGCUUUAAAGCGACAUAUGGUCACCAUCAGAGCACUAGUAGGAGGGACAGAUAAUCACAAUAGCAGAGGCAUGAAAAAAAAGCAGGGUUUUUUUACAAGAUGUUGAAAUGCCAAUAAAGAGUGGGACAAACAAGUGUCUUAGGAUUGGGAGUCACAUAAUCAGAGCAGUACACCUUGAUAUGUAUGAUUACUACAUGCACAGUGAUUUCCAAAUUUGGGGCAGGGUGGACAAUAUCAUAUUUGUAAUACAGUGGUGCCCCGCAAGACGAAUGCCUCGCAAGACAGAAAACCCGCUAGACGAAAGGGUUUUCCAUUUUUGAGUUGCUUCGCAGGACGAAUUUCCCUAUGGGCUUGCUUCGCAAGACGAAAAUGUCUUGCGAGUCUUGAGAUUUUUUUUCGCUCCCCCCUUUUGCUAAGCCGCUCAUAGCCUUUUAGCAGCUAAGCCGAUAAGCCUUUAAUAGCCGCUAAACCGCUAAUAGCGCUAAGCCGCUAAGCCGCUAAUAGGGUUGCUUCGCAAGACAAAAAAACCGCUAGACGAAGACACUCGCGGAACGGAUUAAUUUCGUCUUGCGAGGCACCACUGUAUAUAUAAAUGGAGUGUUGACUGCUUGAUUCCUUCCGUGUUUUAGAACAGUGAAAUAAACUUGGAAGCGAGUUUGUUGCUCAUCAACUUUAAUUCAGAGCAUAAAUGGAGGCAUAACAUUGUUGCUGGGUUAUAUAGAUAUCUCACGUUUAACAAAUGAAAAUAGGCAUAUUUGUUCCUGAACAGGGAUAGCAUAACCACUAUAGUCCAUGCAUUUGUAAUUUCUAGGCUAGAUUACUACAAUGUGCUCUAUGUGGGGCUGCCCUUGGGUCUUGUGUGGAAGCUCCAGCCGGGGAUGUGGCUGACAGCAUGUGACAACAUAGUUAAAACAUUAGCAUUGCUGCCAAUCUGCUACUAAGUCAGGUUCUGGGUCCUUGUAUUAAUUUACCUUAGGGACCACCUGAACCCUUACAUUCCAGACUGAUCCCUGAGAUAAUCUGCAGGGGCAUCAUUAGUUGUUUCCUAAGUUAACGAGACUCAUUUGAUAGUAACAAGAAGCCUUUUGUGUCACUGGAAUACUUGUGGAAUACUCUGACAGUAGAGGUACCUUCUUUUUCAGCUUUUAAAUCAGGGGUAGGCAACCUAAGGCCGAAUGUGGCCCAAUUGCCUUCUCAAUCCGGCCCGUGGAUGGACCGGGAAUCAGCGUGUUUUUACAUGAGUAGAAUUUAUUUAUUUAAAUGUUAUUUAAAAUGCAUCUCGGGGUUAUUUGUGGGGCAUAGGAAUUCGUUCAUCCCCCCCAAAAAAAUAUAGUCUGACACCCCACAAAGUCUGAGGGACAGUGGACCCGCCCAUGGCUGGAAAAGGUUGCUGACCCCUGUUUUAAAUGCUUGCUGAAUUUUUUUCUAUUUCAUGAGGCUUAUGCUGGCAAUUACACAUACAGUACAUCUUUCUGUAAUGGUUAGCUGUUCUCUGGGUUGUUGUUUUUACUGAAAUUUUGUUUACUUUUUAUGUAUAACUGUUGUAAACCACUGUGAUACUUUUUUAAAGAAUAGCAGUAUACAAAUGGUCAAAACAAACAAUUAAAGCAUUUCAUAUUGGAGUCAAAUACAAGCCAUCUAGUUGCCCAAGGUGAGCAGGUUCAAAUGCCUGAAUAACUAUGGGAUCUCUCUGCAUGAUUUUAGCAAGUCACUUUCUUUCUUUCUAACUUAUCUCUCAGGUAGUACUUGUGCACACAGUAGCAUAAAGCUUGCUUAAACAUAUGUUCUUAAUGGUUGCGUUCAGAGUGUUACAGUGACCUAUAGCAGAUGGUAUUGGAUUUUGAUGAGGAAAUUUUCCACAUUCCUGCCUUUCCAUAUCAUUUUGAAAAGGCAUUCAUUUAAUCCCCUUCCCCCUUGUGGCCUGUGGAGAUUUGUAUUCAUCUGGUUGCCUUUUCUGUGUCAAGUGUCCAUAUUUAUCAUGAAUAAUAUAAGGGAUAUCACACACCUCAGAUUUAGUUGCUGUACCUAACUCCACCCUUUCUGCUCUUGGAAUGUAAAAUGACCCAAAUCCAGAAGUUAGGGGAGCGAGGGAGUAAGAUGUGCAUAGCCAGACAACAGACAACUCAGUUGCUGUCAGCCCAUUGAACUUAGUGAGACUUACUUCUGAGUAGACAUGCAUAUACUUGUCUGUUCAGAUUUAAACCACGCUAUAUUAAUUUAUUUUAGGAAGAUGAGAGAGGGAUAAUAAACCGAUUAGUUAAUUCGUAGCUGUUACUAAACAUACCUAUAAUAAAUUUAUUAAUUAAAUGGGUUUUCAUAAAAGCUUAUGACUGCAGCCUGCAUUGAAACUACCACUUUUUAUACAUUCUUAUUUAUUGAUUUCACUGCAGUGUUUGAAACUCCCAUUGUUCUAGGCACAUUUUGCAACAGGGAAUUUCAUUUCCGUGAGCAGUUUCUGAGCUCUGGGCGCAGUGCUGCACCAAAGAUGUCAAAUUAAAACUGCACACUGGAAGGAAAAGAGGACCUUUUUCUGCCUCCCCACUUCCAGCUACUCUCUGAAGACUGGAGAAGAGACCCUCUUUAGAAUAUUAGGGGGUGGGUAGGAAGAAGGAUUCUUGUUAUAAAAAAAGUGCCUUGACAGUCCGUUACGCCCAUGACCUAGGUUUAAGGUGCCAUUUAGCUCCUAGCUUUCAUAUCUCAGUUUCUAACACUGUUAUACUGAUAUGCAGUACUAGCUUUCUUCCAAGGCAUUCCAAUGUUAUUUGCAUUUUUACAAUACUAAAACAAAUGGUACAAAAUAUGGAACAUUUUCUUUUUAGACCAGGUAGUGGUCCCUUCAAGAGCUGAUAAUGAGCCUCCUACCUUGAGCUUCUUCACUUCUGCCUUCCUUCAGUGCAUGCAGCUCUUAAUUUGCCCCAAGGAAGAUGUGGGAAGAGCUACCCCAAUAGUAAUAGGUGGAAGAUGGCAGUUGUGGAAAAAGACAGCAGGCUUGAGGACUGUCUUCUGUUUGGUCUAGCAAUUUUAGAACAUUUUUUAAAAAAAAAUUUCUUAAUUGCCAUUCUAUUUGCUUACUAAAGAUGACAUACAAUAAUAAGAAAAAAGGCAAAGUUAGGCAGGCUGAUACACAAGUAAAAUAUGACAAUUUCUCCACUAGUUUGGUAAUAUCUUCACUGGGACCAUCCAAAAUGUCACAAAGUGUAGCAUACUUUUGAGUUCCCCAGAACUCAGCAUACAAAUAAGAUGUUUACACAGAGAUGAGACCAAGAGGUCAGAUUGUAGACUCAGUUACAAGAUGGAGACUGCAGGCUAAAUAACUCCCUCCCAGGUGCUUCAGAUAUCAGGUUACACACCUAGGAUUCUGGAAUAAAUAAGCAAUGCCAUCUCCAAAUUUCUGAUAAAUUAAAGCCUGGCUUGUAACAUAUCUGUGUCAAAAAUAAUGAAUAAAAAAUUAUCCUGAAAUGGUUAAAAAUGUUAAACUUUUGAAAUAAUAUUAUGAUUCUAAAGUAUAAUUCAAAUUAGCUUGUUACACACAUUGUAUUUUUGUCCUAAAUUUAGAAAAUUUAGGUGUGUGCACACAUAUCCUGCCUUCAUUCUUGGUUUGAAAAACUUCUGGUAAAUUCUUUAUUCCAUUCAGUAUCAUAGAUUUGUGAAAGGCUAGUACAAAUAUUGAAAAUGGAAAUUUAGUUGAAGGACUGAACCUUGGAAACCAACAGACUCACUUCUCUCUUCCCAAAGUACUUCUAGAUCUGACUUUUCAAAUCACUUUUGCAAGUUUCUCGUCCGCAGGCAUGUUGGAGGCCUGACUUCUUUUAAUCCAGUAAAACACAAAAAUAUAAGUUGUAGUUCCUGCCUUUUACAUUAGGUUGUGACUAAAUCAGAACAUUAUUUGAGCUCAAUCCCUUCUUUUCUGAAUGUAAUUAGGAACACACUGAUUCUUAUUGCAGCUGGCAGCCUCUCACUAUUGCCUUUUUCUUCAUGUGACCCCCAUGGUCUCGAUGACCUUUCCUGGGGUUAGUCAUAGGCCUUUUUCAUUGUGAUGGGCUAGAAGUGGCUCAUGUGGAGUUGAUUAUUUCCUUGCUUGUCUGGUCUUUUUGGUGCCAUAACUUCAAGUCAUUUCCAUUUUCUUCUCUGUUUUUGGCUGACCACAGUGAAAGGAAAUGCUUUUGCUGGCGACAGGAUCAGUUUACAUGCUUGGCCGACUUGAUUGAGCCUGUGAAAAGGUGGGGGCGCAGGGUAACAAACCCCAAAGGUGCUAUAUUUCCUAGGUAUAAUUUGGUAGUUGGUAGUGUCUAUUAAACAUCUAAAAUCUGCUUAAAUUUACAUUUCCCUGAUUUUCCAGUCUCCCUUUCAGUGUUUAAUGCACAGCAACUUUUUAAAAAUCCCAAACCCACAGCCCUGUGAGAGAGAAUGUAUUAGUGUCAAUUGUACAUGAAUGCGCAUUGAGAGAUUUUACAGUUCUCAGAAGAGUGAAGAAAUGAACCCUGGGGUUAGCAGUUAAAAUUGAUGGGCAGCAAGUCAGUUGCUACUAGCUGAUGUUUAACCACUCCUUGUAAACAAAUAAGGCCUAGUGAAUUGCAUAUGCCAGCUGUUACAUUUGUAUUCCUGAGGUCUGACGAAACAGCAUGAAAACUGUGAUCAAAGGCUUUGAGAAUCACGGAGGAGCCAGUGACUAAGGAAAUGCCACUGACUAAGGAAAUACCUUUCUCUAAAUAAUGUAGACAUCUCUACUUUUGCUUUUAAGGUGGCUCAGUGUGAAACUUAAUGAUCAAUUUUCACUUUUAAAAAUGUGUGCUGUUCCUGACACAUGUUGUGGAAUCUAAAUGGGUUUUCAUUGAUGCAAGGGGGGCAGUGUGACAUGAUGUUUUUUCACACAAUGUUAUGUACAGAUUAAGAUCAUACAAAACUCUGAAAUUGCAACAGAAUGAAAUAAGCAACUUUCAUAAGUUGAAAUUUCUCUGUCGCACAAAAUUUUAAAAUCCUCCAUUUUUCAAAGGCAUUGACUUGCACUGGUGGUGUCAUUUGCUGCCUCUCUCAGCUCUCCACCCCUCACUUCCGUAAUAUGUAGAUAGUACUGACAUACAUUCAUGGAUUUUUAAAGUAUUAUAACAAGUGAGAGCUGGACCAUAAAGAAGGCUGAUCGCCGAAGAAUUGAUGCUUUUGAAUUAUGGUGCUGGAGGAGACUCUUGAGAGUCCCAUGGACGGCAAGAAGAUCAAACCUCUCCAUUCUGAAGGAAAUCAGCCCUGAGUGCUCACUGGAAGGACAGAUCCUGAAGCUGAGGCUCCAAUACUUUGGCCACCUCAUGAGAAGAGAAGACUCCCUGGAAAAGACCCUGAUGUUGGGAAAGAUGGAGGGCACAAGGAGAAGGGGACGGCAGAGAAUGAGAUGGUUGGAUAGUGUUCUUGAAGCUACCAGCAUGAGUUUGAUCAAACUGUGGGAGGCAGUGGAGGACAGAAGUGCCUGGCGUGCUCUGGUCCAUGGGGUCACGAAGAGUCGGACAUGACUAAACGACUAAACAACAACAACAAGAAAAAAUGUACCUGAAGUGUGUUGAACACUGUUGAGUGCCAUAUAGAUGGAUUAUUAUUCAUUCAGUUAAUAUUCUCAAAGGGCAAAGAAGCUUUGUUGUAAUUCAUCUAAAGCAAAUUAGCCACUUAUCAAAAGCUCAUUUUAGAGCUGGGGUAACAAAAGCAAUAUUGUCUGGCUUCUGGGAAAUGGAAUCAUGAUCUUACUAAUUUUUGAUUUUUUUUGAAAACUUGGUGCUGCUUUAAAUGGAUGAUUUGCUUAUUUGUUUAAGCACAUCAGUAGAAGGGCCUAAAAUAUAUUCCAGUGCAGACAUCACUAGAUAUAUAGAUGGUACAAAACAAUGUAUUAAUCAUGUGCACAAAAUGAUCUGAAAAUAUUUGAUUGGAUUGUAAUGUUAACUGCAGAAUUUCCUGCAAAUAUCUCUAAAAAUAUUGUUCACUCAUUUGAUUUGAAAUUCUGAACUAAAGCUAAAUAUAAAUAGUGAUGAUUUGAUUCUGCAGUAAAUUUUCCAGUUCUGAAUUUUGUUCACUAUGGACAGUUAACAUAGUAAAUAAGGAAUAAGUAAUGAUCCAGGUUUUGGAAUAUUGGAAAUUGUGAUUAAUGUCCAAAAUAAUAUUCUGUGACUGAAAUAAAUGUAACAUCUCAUGCUGCCUCUUUCUUGAAGAUUUGCAACUUGUACAGAUGAGCAGACUUCAGUCUGUAGACUCAUUAAAUCUUGACCUAUUGAAAUGAUCAAUAGAGAUAUCAGUGAUGACAAAUGAAAGGACACCUGUCACUUAACAAAGUUGUUGGCCUUUCCUUUCAGCUUCAGGCUGGGUUUCAGUACUGUUGUUACCCUGGUAGAUGACCUAUGCUGUUGCAGAGAUCUGGGUACCAUGAAUAUUUAUCUCCCCCCCCCCCAAUCUUUCAGUUGACUUUGAUACCAUUGAUUAUGGAUGUUGCUGGGAGGUUCAAGAAGGUGAACCUGGGGAACUGUUCUUCUGUUUAGCAGCUUAAUUGUUGUAGGGUCCUUCCAGGAUCCACACUGUCUCCAGGGUGAUAAUAUAUACAAGAAUCAUCAGAGUGAGAUCAGCCCCAAUAGGCAUAUGGUACACACUUCCGUUUAUGUCUUCCAUCUUAAUGACAUGAUUCUUCAGCUUUACUGGGCACUUGCCUAGGGUCAAUAAUGCACUGAUUAAAUCCAGUCAAGUUGCUCAUAGUCAAUAUUUCUCUGAAAUGAAGUGAGACGAGUAACUAUCAGGGACAUAGGGACCAUGACCUACAGGCUGAGGUCCCUUUAGCCCCCACCAAUAAAAUAUUUGAGGGAGGCGGGUCCCUGAAGGUUGAUUGGCAUUGCCAUUCAAAUGGUGUGCAUGUGCCAUGUCAUGUGAUCAGUUAUGCAGGAUGGGGCUUACCUGGACCCCCUCAAUAUUUUAUUCAAGUUGACACCUGUGAUCAGGGAGGGUGUCUUUUUAGUAGUGGCAACCCAGGUAGAGAGCUCUUCCCAGGGAUGUGUGUGUGUGGUGUCAAGCUUGUGGUCUUUUCAGUAUAGUGUGAAGACUUUGCUGCUUAUUGAGCUUAAUGGCAAUUAAUAUUGAUUGGUCAGACUAUCUACAUAUUUUGACUUUUAAAAAACAAAAUAUUGAACUUGUUAGGAUUCACCUGCUUAUCUCUCAGUAUGAUAUAUGAGGGACUCCAUUCUCCUGUACAGACUUGCAGUUACUGCAGUAUAGUCACUCACUGCAGUCUGCAGAUGGAACCCUCCUGAUUGUACCAUGAACCACAGAGAUCCAAUUGCUGGUUGUGCAAGGAAAUCCUUCUCUUUUGUGGCACCUACCACAUGAAAUGUUCUUCUCACUGAAAUCAGGGAAAUGCCAACCUUGGGGUGUUUCUGCCACUGAUUUGAAGACAUAUCUGUUCAUCUUUUCCCUGACCCUUAAUAUUACUAAUACUGGUCAUUGGGAUGAUUGUACUGAUUAUUUUUAUUGGAUUUGAUGCAUUUUAUUAUUGUGCGAGCUGCUUUGGUAUUUCUUUCUGGAAUAGAAAUGUUUUAAUAAACAACCUGAAAAAUCUACCUGCAAUGCCCUUCUGCAUUCUACAGAGGAAAAACCCAUCUCUGUGCAAAAGAAUAUGUGAACACAAAUCUGACACCAGAAAUGACAUUAUGGGGGGCAUUUCUGUAAAUGACCUCAAAGUGCCCAUCCUAAAGCAAAGGGACUUCAGAGGCAGAAUAGUUUUCCAGUGCCAGAAUUUCUGUCAUCAUCUACACUUUGUGAAUUACCACUGUCAAGUAUGUAAUGGUCACUGUCUAUGUUUUCUGCAUUUCAUUUUCCUUUGACCUCAGUUUUUACAGUCCCUCUCAAUGUGGUAUAUGCGUGUAAAUAUGUGUGUAUCUACCUGUAACUUGAAGUAACACUUCAUAUGUUUGAUGAGGUGGACUAAAGACAACAAAUACUUAUGCCGGAACCACAAAAGACUAACACAGCUGUUACUUGGGAAAUGGUUAGAAUUCUACUGAUAUUUGAUACUUCAUUGUUUGUAAGCUGCCUCAUAGACCAAAUGGUAGAAAGGCAGAAUAUUUUGCUGCCCUCAAAAAUAGAAAUGCUUUUGUAAAUAAAUACAGUGCCAAAAUGUAGUUCAAUGAUGACUGCUUAGCUGCCCUGAUUGAGAUGAUGCUUAAAUCAGAAGCCGCUUGUGUUUGUGAAUUACUGUUUUCUGAUACAGAAAUUAACAUACAUGACAUUUUGUUUUAUAUGGAAACUAAUCUGCCAAUAAUAAAUAAAUUCUGGUCAGAAAGCCACUUAAGUGGUUACUGGAUGAAGAGAAAGUGGGAGUAAAGAAAUUCUUUAAUAAGCCAUCAUAAAGUAAACUUCUUGAAAAGCAACAUAAUUUAUUUUCUCUUAUUAAACAUGUUGCUAUAAAUAGUACUGGGUGUUUUCUGGGUGUUCAGUUUUGUAGCAAACAGUAAAAUUUCUGACAUGUACAAGUUGCGUGAAUCUGCUUCUACUUUUCAUAAUACAUUUUAUUAAGCAUUCAUGCUCCACUGAAAAUUUAAUAUGGCAAGCAUUCAGGAAUCAUGGAUUUUUAUCAGGCAUUGCCCACCACAUUAAAACUUACCUUCAAAAUAUAUGGGCUAGAAACUUAGGUCACAUCCACAACUUACAUUUAAAGCUCUUAUACUGUUAUAAGGGUAAUGGAGAAUCCUGGGAACUGAAGUUUGCUCAGGGUGCUGGUAAUUGCAGGUCUGUGAGGUCAACACCCUAAAACAAACUACAUUUCCUAGGAUUCUUUGCAGGAAGUCAUGGCUGUUAAAUUGAUAUGAGUGCUUUAUAGUGAGGGUGUGACCUUGUUCUUUUAGAAUUAAAAGCAUUGGAGAAUGUAACAUAUGGUUGACUUCAAUUGCAAGUGUAAGUAUGCUUUGCCCUCUAUCACUAGCCAGAAGAGUGAGGACCACUGGGAGGUUGUACCCCCUCCAUCCCAGAGCACCAUGGCAAAGGGAAGACUAGCCUGGCCCUAGCCAUCAGCCAUAUUUUCUUUCCAUCUCCCUAAUGGAAAUAACUCUGCACCAACCACGAGGGCCUGUGACUGCAGUUGUAUGAAGAAGAUGACACUGGCUUCCCUCACUUACCAGAGCACUAAGGACCAUUGAGUAGUUUCACAGGUUCUAUUCCAGCCAGAAUAUUCACAAGGGAAGGCCAGUGAUUAUAUGUGUUAAAAUUUCACCUCUUCAUUCUGGCAGUAUCAAACUGUUGAUUUUCCUCAACCCUUUUCUUUUAGUCCCUUCUGCAUGUGUGUCUCUUCCUUUGUAAAACUAAGGGUAGGGCCUGUGAAUUCUUUCAUUUGUGCACAGUGCUUACCACCACAUGCAUUGUCCGAUAUGAGCCUUUUUGUAGCCAUUUUUGAGAAGCAGGAUUAAGAGCAUAAAGCCUGACUAUGUAGCAACAAAAAACACAAAAGUCCACUUUAGACUGUUUAUUUCAUUGGAUGGUUUCUUGUGUGAAUACAACUGAUGUUUUGUAAACCAUGUUUCAUUUAAUACAACACUGAUUUUUAAAAAUAAAAGACAAUCCUAGAAAAUCAAUACAUUAAAGGGCGUGUAUAGCAUAGAUGCGGGACGCGGGUGGUGCUGUGGGUAAAACCUCAGCGCCUAGGGCUUGCCGAUCGCAUGGUCGGCGGUUCAAAUCCCCGCGGCAGGGUGAGCUCCCAUCUUUCGGUCCCAGCUCCUGCCCACCUAGCAGUUCGAAAGCACUCCUAAGUGCAAGCAGAUAAAUAGGUACCGCUUUAUAGCGGGAAGGUAAACGGUGUUUCCGUGUGCUGCGCUGGUGCUGGCUCGCCAGAGCAGCUUCGUCACGCUGGCCACGUGACCAGGAAGUGUCUCCGGACAGCGCUGGCCCCUGGCCUCUUAAGUGAGAUGGGCGCACAACCCUAGAGUCGGACACGACUGGCCCAUACGGGCAGGGGUACCUUUACCUUUUAUAGCAUAGAUAUGUAUAUGGUCCACUGGAUGACUUUUGAAUUUUUUCUGUAUACACAGCCUAUGAAAUAACUGGGUAAAGUUGAUGAUGAUGAGUGUAGUUUCAACUACACUCUUUACAUAAAUAGAUGGUAGAAGGAUUUGGCAGAUAGAGAAAACACUGCUUCUCAUCCUCUUAAAGUUCUCUAAAUGUUUACUUCUCACAUGCUGCUCAGGUGGUUCUACUAUUGAAUAAAUGAAAAACAAGCAAAUGCACUCUUCUAUACAGUUAUUUCCAUUUGUACAGCUUGAACUCUAAAGGAUCACAAAUAAAAAUGAACUAAAUACCUUGGAUUAUUUAUGUGAGUUUUUCUCUUUUCAGUAAGAAAAUUACCCAGCAAAUGGUAAUAUAAAAUGUUGAGUUCCUGCUGGUUGAGUAUAGUUCACUUCUACAUUGGACAUUCUAAUGCAGCAAUUAUAUACCUCAUUUUAUGCCAUUUUUAAAAAACGCUUUCCUUACCAGACAUGGAAAAUAAUUGACAGAUUUGGUGCUAGCAAUACCUCUAGAGUAAGCAAAAACACUACAGGAGACCUGUACACUCACCCACCCCUUUAGGCAUGUUGUUCUUCCUAAAAUGACUUUCAGGUACACCAGAACUGUAUUGCAGUUGGAAACAGUUAGUGAAAAGUAUGUAACAUCUGUUUAAAACAGAGCUGAAAAUGUAAAUGCAGUGUGUUGAACAAAUGCAAAGACUUCACUCCUAAAAGCUGAAUUCCCUUAAGUAACUUGGAGAUCUCUUAUGGCCUUCUUUGAUAAGGAAAGCAACAUAGGGCUCAUCUACGCUUCUGCUUGUGCUGUUCCUAGAAAGCACGGGUCUGAGUGGUUUUCCCCUUGCCCCACUCCUUUCCAACUGACAGAAAAGAAGUAGGCCUUCCCUCAAACGACCUUCAGUGUAUCAUUCUCAUGACACCAUCUGUGUGGCUGUACCAUAUUACAUCUUAUUCAUGCAGUCUUUCUGGCCUCAUCUUACUGUCCCAUCAGAAUGCUUCUAUUCUGCAGGCAUUUGACAUACCUGAUUAAUGAAUUUAAUAUGGCAAACCCUUGUUUUAGAUUACUUUUAUCUGCUAUGUCAGCCUUUUUAGCUGUUCUUACAUUUACGUAUCUGAAAGCUAUCUUGAGUCCCUGUUAAGGAACAACAACAACAACGUUGCUGCUGCUGCUGCUAUAUUGGUUUGUGGUAGUGGUAGGUUUGAUUUUUCCUGUUUUUACCUAUUGUGUACUGCCUUUACAACAGCAAAUGCAUUGGAAGGGCAGGUUAGAGUUUUCCUAGCACUGAGAGAUGCUGAGGAGAAACUCAGGAGCUGGAAAUGGAACAAGACAGUUUCAUACCUGAAAAACAGUAGUAAUAAAAUAAAUACCUAAAUAGUAUCCUUCAACAUGUGCCGCUCCUUCCUCCUUGUUAGGAAUUCCUUGGUAGCUAAGUUAUACAAAUGUUGUAUUUGCUUAAAUAGCAGGUACAGCUUCAUUUUGUAUGAUGGGAUUCAAUUAACCCACUAAUAUGUCUGUCAGGAUCAUAUAAGUAUGUGGAAAUGGUACUGUAGCAAUUAUGGAAUGAAGAAAUAACCAACCUUAUUUUUAGAUUUUAAAAACUAACAAAAGCCAACUAGACAAAAGACAUCUGCGAGAAUUUCCUUUCGUAAAACAGUUAUCAUAUUUACACACUUGUCAAUAUUAAAAGAUGAAAGAUUUAUACGAUCUGUAGGGGGGAGGGGGGUUAUUGGUUUAUUUUAUUUUUGUUCAUUUUAAAAAUGUAUUUUGUGUAUUUAAUCUUUUUUUUUAUGCUGUGAACCACCCAAAGAUCUAUGGAUGUAGUGUACAGAUUGAGUAAAUCAUAGUGUGGCCACCCCUGAUCUAUCAAAUAGCAUUCCUGUUAAGAUAUGACAGGUGUCCACUAUCUGUACUUUCGAGAAACCAUUAAUGACAUUUUUGUUCUGAUAGGUUUAUCCAGGUGGAUAAUGGGUCUUUACUACAAGUGUUUACUUGUUAGGAUUUUAGUAUUCUUUUAAAUGUAUUUGUUUUUGGUGUUUUAAACAGUUUUUAAUUUUCUUAUGUGUAAAUCACAUUGAGACAGUUAUUUAGAAGGCUAUUAAAAAAUUAAUUGUAAUAAUAAUAACAUGCCUAUUCUUUUGUAGGCUCUUCAGUGAUUCUCAUUAAUCUGAAGCUCCUUGCCACAACACUUUCUAACUUGGCACUAUGCAUCCUGAUCCUGGACCUUUACAAGAACUACUUUUUCUUAUAGUUACCAUUUGCUUCUCAACUACAGCUUCAGGUAAGUUCGCCUUCCUAAACUGUCAUAUAUACCAAAUGUUCUCCUCCAGACAUUUUGGUGGUUGAUCUCUAUUGCCAUGCCCCUAUAUCAUGUGCUCCUCACUUGGGCACAGCCUAACCAUUCGAAUAGCCGACCUUCUGAUCGGCAAGCCCUAGGCUCUGUGGUUUAACCCACAGUGCCACCCGCGUGGAUACAUCCCAUCAAAGACUGCCCACUAAUAUGGAUUAUUAGAGAGAUACAGUAUACUUACAAGAAGCAGAAAAAGUGAACCACACAUGGGUGGAGCUGUUCAUAUCAAUGAUACAGACUGAUAAAUUGGAUCAGAAAGACCUUCCUGGAUAUAAGUACCUGAAGUGUCUGUUAAUAUCUGAUAAUCAAGCCAAAAUAUUAUACUACUUUCUGUAUUUAAAACUGAGUUUUUAAAAAUCAGUCUAAGGAUUUAGAAUUAAACUUGAUGAUACAACUUGAUGAUGAUGGUGAUCAGAGGUUGUUGUAUAUUAAAUAGUAUGGCUUCACUGUAAUGAAAGCGGUUUCUGCAUUGUCUAGCACUGUACUUGAUUUUGAGAGUGGUAAAAAUGCUCAUAUUGAGCUAAGGUUUAACUUCAAAAUAGUUUUCUGUUCCAAUAUGUAGUGCUUAUGAGUAACGAAUGCAUAAAUAUUCAGGCUAGAUAUAAAUUUAGAAAUAGUAUAAACUGGUCUGUCUUUGUAGGAGAUAGAUUUUAAAAAAUAAAAUUCUAUGGGAUCCCCCCCCAAUGAUGUUGCCUAUCGAAAAUCCUGACACUAUUUUAUAUUCUUUUGAUUGUUGUGUUUUCUAUAUUGUACCUUUAUUACAUAUUUCUUUUGCAUCAAUACGUAUUAAUGUUUUCCACUGCUUUGGGGGCCUUUGCGCUAAACUGCAGUACUGUAUAUAACUUGCAGCAUACCAAAUGUUUAGUUCACAUUUUCGUACAUACUCAAACUGCUAACAGCUAAAGGAAUUGGUUGCACUGAGUGUGUGUGUGUGUCUUUCUUUUCUAGACUUGAUUCCUCACUUUGUUUCUGAGCCACUUUCUACCAUCCAGAAACCUGGUGCAACUGUAAGGCUUCAUUGUACUGCUGAGCCCUCUACAGCUCAUGUAGCUUGGCUGUUCAAUGGAGAGAAAUUACACAAGAAAGUGGAGCAAGUAGACUCACAGCCAGGAUACCUUACAAUCUUCUCCCUUAGCCCUUCAAAUUCUGGUGUAUACCAAUGCGUAGUCAAUAACAGCAUUGGUGCAAUUAUCAGCAGGCCUGCAACAGUAUCUAUUGCCUGUAAGUUAUACUUUUAUUUAUGGUAAAACUGAGCACAUUACCCUUUUAUAACUUCUCCUUUUAUUUUGUCCAUUUUUUUUGUUUGCCACAUCCAUGAAUUUAACGUCUUGGAGGAAUUUAUGUGUCUUUAAACAUGCCUUAUUUGGGACAAAGGGGUGACCUCUGUGUUAGAAGCACAUAGUAAAACAAAAUAUCUAUUUUGUGUUUUUCUCUUGAAGUUAACUUCAUAAUAUAGAAAGAAACUAUUACUAAUUUCUUCCAGUAAAAAUCAGUCCUCAUAUUGCAAUUUAUCAACAUGUUCUAGAAAGGGAGUUUGUGCUAAAUGAAGAAAUCUAUUUGAAGGCCUUUCCAAACACCCCCUAGUUUUUAGGUAGAUGGUGCAAGUUUGCUCAGUUUUACCUGAAUUGAAAGGGGAGGGGAAGAAAAGCUUGUUAAUUCCAUGGGAACUGCCAUAAUUUACAUUAUAAACCAUAAUCAACUGUAAAAAAAUUAGAUUUGCAUGUACAAUCUUAAAUGAAAGUUAAAAAGCCUCAACAAAAUAAUCCCAUGCUUAUAUUUGUCUUUUGAAAACCUUUCCCCCUCUUGUUUUCAAAAGUAUUUCCAACUUGAGGGUGAUUUGGCUUUGGGGGAUCAGAAGUAAGAUGCUUGAAUUGUCUUGUAAGUCUGAGUUAAAGAAUCUCCUUUAUAAAGAUGCUGUGUGUAUGAAGCAUAUCCCAAAUACCCAUAAGAGAAAAGUUUCUCAUAAUUGAGACGGGUAAGUGUUUUUGUAGAGUAUUGACCCAUAGCAGGAUUCCCUUGAGAGCUUAUAAAGGUCAGUUAGCACUGACAAACUCUACUGGUUGCAAUAAAUUGUGAAUAUAUCUAAGUGUACUGUACCACUUGGAGGUGAAAAUGGCAAUGGUGGAGCUACUGGUAGGUGAAUUGGCAUUUAAGUGAACUAGCAGCUCUGUAACAUAAGCUGAGAAUUGUACAAAACAGUGGCCCAGUUCACACAUCACAUUAAACCAUAGUUAAAAGAAACCAGUGUGGAGCAGCAUGUUCAUGCAUGCUGCUGAAGUCAUGGGCACUUCACUUCUUCCUUGCCACUGCAUGUCAUGUUGUUCAAACCCAGUUGUUUUUUCUACAGAGGAGCAAGAUGUGGAAGCCAAGGUUAUUUGGAGAGAAACAAACCACAAGAGUGGGUUCAGAUAACAUGACAUACCAGAUCAUGGCCUAUUUCCCAACAGUACAGCAGGAGCAGGGGAGGAAGAAGACAUCUGUACUCUCAGCAGUAUGCACCAGCAACUCUGCUCAUUCAAACUCAGUCAUAAUUUAUUUUAACAAUGGUUUAAUGUGCUGUGCAAACCUAUGAAAAACCAAUGAAAAGUACAGUAGCACUAUAUUCUACACAUUGUUGAAUUUCCAUUCUGCUAUUCUAAGUAUCUUGCAUUGCAGGAACAAAAUGUACUCUGUUCUUGUUACAUGCCCUUUCUCUUGCACCUGAUUUUAUAACAGUAUCCCACUAAUUCUUGCAUUUUAGCCUUUCCUUUUAGCCUUAUUGCAAUAUAACUGAAAGUUUUUUCUAAUGAUACUUUGAAUGAAUUCAUCCUACCUUUCAUUUAAAAUCGAAAUUCUCUGAUUGCCCAUAUAGCAUUGUUGAGGUCAAAAAGGUUAGAAGAAUUUUUAGAUGGUGCUCUUCAGGAGACAGUCAAUACAGUAACAAUGGAGAUUCAUACUUAGGUAUAUUCAUCCCCAACACAUACGUGUGUGCGUGCACACAGAGAUGAUGAUGAUGAUAAUAAUAAUAAUAAUAAUAAUAAUAUAAUAAUUUAUUAUUUAUACCCCGCCCAUCUGGCUGAGUUUCCCCAGCCACUCUGGGCGGCUUCCAAUCAAGUGUUAAAAACAAUACAGUAUUAAAUAUUAAAAACCUCCCUAAACAGGGCUGCCUUCAGAUGUCUUUUAAAGAGAAGAUAGCUGCUUAUUUCCUUCACAUCUGAAGGGAAGGCGUUCCACAGGGCGGGCGCCGCUACCGAGAAGGCCCUCUGUCUGGUUCCCUGUAACUUCACUUCUCGCAAUGAGGGAACCGCCAGAAGGCCCUCGGCGCUGGAUCUCAGUGUCCGGGCUGAACGAUGGGGGUGGAGCUUGUAGAAAAUAAACUUCAAACUGGGCUGUAUGCUGGAACUUUAAUUUCUGUGCUUAGUAAAGUGGGAGGGGAAGGACACACAUGAACUUAAGGCUUUCCUUCAUUGUUACUUCAUUGACAUUCUCUCCUGAGAAAUAUCCUCUGAUCAGGACUUGAGCACCCCAUUUUUAUUAAACCCAAAACUUUGGAAGUAGAUCCUGCUGUAUUUUCUGAACCUUUAAAGAAAAAACUACAUUUUCUUGUAGAUCUUGAUGAUUUUGAGACCUCAGUGAGGAACACAAUUGUUGCAGAAGAAGGGAAUACUGCUUUAAUCAGUUGCAAGCCACCAAAAAGUAGUCCAGAGGCACAUAUUCGUUUCCGUGUACGAGGGAAAUGGCUGGAACAAUCAACAGGUGAGACUCUGUGUAAUAAAAAGAUAUAAAUGGCUGCAAUACAGUGCACCCUUACCAAAGAAUAAGUCCAAUGGAACUCCAUAGAAUUAACUUCUGGGUAGAUAUAUACUGUAUAUAGAGGGAUGUCACUUUCUGUCUGUUUCCUGACCAUUAGGAAUUGCUACAGUAAUUUGAGGUUUGGUCAUUACAUUAUCUUUCUGUUUCAGUAAACACUGAUUAAUCUGCACACUUGAGUAGAAAAUCAGUCCAUAGCAACUCAAUUAAUAAUAACCCAAUUUUAUCCUAGAAAACUACCUAAUUCUCCCAUCUGGAAAUCUGCAAAUUUUGAAUGUAUCUUCAGAUGACAAAGGAUUCUAUAAGUGUGCAGCAUAUAACCCAGUCACUGAUGAUCUUAAACAUGAACCCAAUGGACAUAAGCUCAUAAUCAGCAGUGAGUAUUGAAUAUGAUAAGACUAAAAUUGUUCCAUGAAAUCAUAGGGCAUAAACCACCAAGGACUACCACUGCAAGUUCCCUUAAUCUCAUACCUUGCACUUUGAAAAGUUCAGUUUAGAGGAAGCCCUGUCAAAGUAUCAGGUACUAUGCACACAACGCAUAACGAGUUUUCCUUAACCAUGGUUAAGCAUUGAAUCUAAAUACCUAAAUUAUUACUAUGGAUGUGAAAACAUAAUUUGGAGUGUGUUUGUAAAUUGUAGUAUUAACCUUUUUUAAGAGUUGCAUCUGCAUCAAGCAGACCAUUGCAAAGGGCCACAACUCAGUGGCAGAGCAUAUACUUUGCCUGAAAAAGUUGGCGUCUCUAGGUAGGACCAAGAAAUGUCCACACCUUGAAACCCUGGAGAGCUGCUGCCAGACAUGAUAAGCAAUACUGAGCUAGAUAAACCAAUAGUCUGGCUUCGUGUAAGGUAGAUUCUUAUGGUUAAAGCAGUUUGCAAGCAGAGAAAUGAACAAAGAAGGCAAAGUGAUAAGCAGAUCUUACUAAUGUGUACUACUUAAGGUUUAGCUUGGCCAUGCAUGGCAAACAUUUGGAAAUUUAACCAGGCUGAAGGGAACAAACUACAAUCAAAUGUUACAUCUUCACUCAGCCUAGGGUCAACAGUCUGUAGUUAUGUUGGCAUGUUUAUAAAACGGUAUAGAAACAUAAUGCCUUGGUGAGAAUGUAGGAAGCCAGAGAGUCUUGAACACCCAAUUGAAAAGAACUCAUGUAUCCUUUCCUCUCAAUUUCUAGGCUCUUCCUCAGACAACUUUCACAUUGUUCAUCCCACCACUUCUCAGACUUUGACAGUACCUCAGCACAAUCCUUUGAUGUUGGAAUGUGUUGUUAGUGGGCUGCCUGUUUCUUAUGUCCAUUGGUAUAAGGAUGACCAAGAUGUACUCACUAAAGGCAGGUGGAGAAUGCUUCACUCUCAUCUUAUGAUAGACUCAAUUAAUACGUCAGAUGCUGGAAAUUACUCCUGUGUGGUGGAUAACAAGUCCGGAGUUGUGAAACAUGUAAACUACAGUAUAAAUGUACUUGGUAAGAUAUGCAGUGGCAAAAUGCUUGAUUGGCGAGUUUUUUUGAAGCAAUAUAUUUAUGGUCCAUGAGACAUGCUAUUGUGAAAUUAACUGAAUGAAAGCAGCAUAUCAUAUGUACAUUUUCUUUUCCAUUCUAGAAUCACCAUCAAUUUCAAAAGGAUUGCAAGAUCACUUAGUGUCCCUGGGUAAAAAUAUACAUCUUUCCUGUGAAAUACAUGGAAACCCGACACCUAACCUCACCUGGUACCAUAAUGCAGCUCCUGUCCAUCUUUCUUCACGGCACUUACCUUCAGGAAACAAGCUGAGAAUUAAUGGUUUCACCAGAGAAGAUUCAGGGUUGUAUCAGUGUUUAGUCAACAAUGGCAUUGGAUUUGUGCAGUCUACUGGGAGACUUCAUUCCCAAGGAGGUAAAAAAAAUAAAUCACAUCAAACACCUUUCUGUUUAUAAACUUCUGCUUUUCUUUUUGACAUCUUUCAGUCUAACAUGAAGAUAGCCUGUUGCUUCCUGGGAUUAUUCUCCUAAAUUGUUCUGAUCAACAAGUUACGCUUUAAAAUGGUAGACCUCAUUUCUUGUGUUGCAAAGUAGUCUGUAGUCCACUGACCAAAUACUAGCCAAUUUUUGAUAGGCCACCUAGUGUGUGAGCUAUGAGAUUGUGACAGACUAAAUUUAUUAGCCUCUUAGUUUUGAUGGUGUUGAGAGUGUUGCUAAUGGUUUUGAUGAUGUUGCCAAUUGAAACUAAAUUCCAGCUGUAGACUUAUAUAUGCAGAAUCUCAAAUAAUGGAAUUCUGAUAAUACUUCUUGCUGAUGUGUCAGUUUAGGGAGCAUAUUUGAAAGCUUUCAGUUUCUUUCUCUUCAGAAUAUUAAAUAUUCUUUUAGUAGAGUAGUUAACAAUCAGAGCACCUGCAUGAGUAGGUUCUGAUGUGUUUGUGGCCCAAAGCAGUCUACUUAGCUUUUAUGUGCAUAGAUGUCCAUAUAUUACCCCCUGGCCCCCUUUAUGACUGUGCUGGCUUCGGGAUAUGCAAGAACAGUACUGUAUUUUAUUAUAAUAUGAGUUUGUAUCUUAUAUUUAUAUUUUUAAUAGACAGAGGCUUCAAGCCAACUAUAACCUCGCUGCCAGCAACCAGCAGAGUAGCAGAAGGUGACACAGUCACACUGUCCUGCAAUGCCACUGGGUUGCCUCCGCCUGUAAUCCGUUGGUACAACAGUCAUGGGCUGAUUACCAGCCAUCCUUCACAGGUGCUUUAUUCAAAAUCACGGAAGUCAUCCUCCCAAGCAAGAACUGGCAACUCCAUUUCAGACAGAACCUACUUCAUCAUGUCUCGCAGUGGAUCAAGCUCCUUAUAUGUUCAGCCUGUUACAUCAGAGCAUGCUGGGAAAUAUACCUGUGAAGCAAUUAACGAAUAUGGGACUGCUCGUUCCGAAGCUUUCCUUACCGUUGGUAAGUGGCAUCCAAGUUGCUGCUCCAAUAGUGUGCAGAUAUUUUGGCUGAAGUACUGUCAGGAUAACUUUUUAUUUUAUUGGAUUUGGACAAAUCAUACAUCUAAUGGAUGGUCAGGAGCAUUUGCCUGUUGCUUCCCAUACAUAUUGUGCAGCUUAUCAUGCUUUGUUUCUGGCCAAGCAAACCCAUGAAUGGAAACCAGGGUUCUUGACUUAACAGUUGUGGUUGGUCUGGUGGAAAUAAACGAUGACUGUUAGUUCAUACAUAAUGCUAAGCCAGGGCUGUGAUUUGUUUCCUCCUGGCAUGGAAAACACAGGAGCAGGGAAGGAGCAAAGUAAGGUAUGACUCACUUGUGUGCCGGUGCCCAGUGCUUGUUCACGUUAAAUCUGAGUUUUAUUUUUAUUUUAUAUUUAAUUAUGCUUUUGUGUGAUGUGCAAACUGGCUCACUGGGCCACAAGAACGUGUCUUUCAUUUUUUUUAGUAAAGAUCAAAAAGCAAAGAAAUAUUUUGUGUUAUAUAGGGCAGGGGUAGCCAAAAUGAUGCCCUUCAGGUGCUGUUGGAUUACAACUUCCAUCACCCCCAGCCAUUGGCUAUUGGCUGGGGCUGAUGGCAGUUGUAAACCAAUAAUAUUUGGAAUCCAUGCAUAUCUCCAGGGCUUUUUUUCAGCCACAACUCACCAGAACUCAGUUCAGGCAUCUCUCAGGUAGACACCAUUGCCCUUAUAAGAGAUUAAGGGAAGCAUUCAUGGAGAGUUCUGGCGCCUCUUUUUCUAGCACUGCAGAUCUCUAACCUUCAACUUCUUUCUGUAGAUUCCUAUGAAGCUAGUACAAAAGCAGAAGAAAUUGCUCCUGUGGAAAUUGCCCAGAGUGAUGAAGGAGAUGGAGAUUAUGAUUCAGAUACGGGCCUUCAAAGUUCAUCUCCAACAGAGAUUCUUACUGAAGAAGUCGCUACAGAAAAAACAUCCAGUGGCAUUUCUCCACCUGAAGCUCCAAUCAUUCUCAGUCCUCCACAGACUCUUAAACCAGAUCAGUACAAUCUGGUAUGGCGCCCUGGAAAAGAUGGUGGUCAGCCAAUUAAUGCCUAUUUUGUGAAAUAUCGCAAGGUACUUAUUCAAAUUGCAUUAUAUUUGAUAAACUUUGCAUUUCCUUUUUUUUGAAAAUUGGAUGAGUUGGACUACCAUCAUUUUUAGUAAUGAACAGGGCUUAUGUUAAACACACACACACACACACACACACACACAGUACAGAACUCUGGUAUUUGAUGAUAAUAUUAGGCCAAAGAGAGAUACAUCCAUCUGGAUAUGUAGGUAGCUAUUUAGGAAUGCAGAGGUUUCAGGUUCUUUUGCUACUGGCAACAUGAAAUAGAGCCUUUGGAGUUUCUAAUUUAACCUCCCAAUUUAAAUACUGCCCAGACGCUUGUGGAGAAAACCCUAGCAAGAUUAGUUAACUCCAUGUCCCAGUGCAUUCAAGUCUCUGCUCCUAAAGCUUGCUCUAGGCUUUGCAGGAAAAGUCAUUAAGAAAACUCUUUCACAUCAGUUACUUGUUUUCACUUUCUUAUAGUGAAAUAACUAAGGUAUUAUAUUUAGACUUGCCUUUCCUGUAUUUAACUGCAGCAGAUUCAGAUAGGGGUUUAUUUGCUCUUAGCCUCUUGUGAUUCCUUUUUGCAGUUGGAUGAUAAUCUCAAUGUUACCAACUGGAAUACAGUUCGUGUCCCUGGAAGCGAAAAUGAACUUUCUCUCUCAGAACUGGAACCUUCCAGUCUCUAUGAAGUCUUGAUGGUAGCCAGAAAUGUGGCCGGUGAAGGCCAGCCUUCCAUGCUUACUUUCCGUACUAGCAAAGGUAAGUAAGCGUGUACUCAAAAUACAUUGCAGUUGAUGGGCUUUUUUCUAAAGUUCCCAUUUGCGGAGACCUAUAAUACCCAUAAAAAAACAAAGAUAGCGGCUGCAGUCUCAUUGGAACUCCAUGUCCAGUAUUUGCUCUGAACCAGGAUUCAGGAAUUGAACAUAGAUCUGCAGUCUGAGUAGAACCCUGAGAUUCUAUGAGUGAUCUUCCAUUCACAGAACAAUGUCAGCACUUGCUGAUAUAAGGGGAGGAAGGUGAUUUUUGCAAAUUUCUCCUCUCCUCUUUAGCACCUAGGAAGAUUUACUCUGGUAGAGUGGGGGUCCCUUGGGAACAGUAUUGAAAGUUGGCUGGCUGGCUGGCUGCAGAAUGAAGGCAGAUUGGCAAAAUCACCUUUCUUGCAUUAUUGGGAGGCUGUGCUCUUUCAUACAUAGAAGGGCACUUUAGGAUCUCUUCACAAUGAGAAUACGCUUUCCUUGGGAACUUCCCAAAGUUCCCUUGAAACAGACUUGCAGAUUUGGGCUGUCCUAUAGCAAAGGCUAAACUGAUAUACCAUCAGUAGCAUGGCAUAUUCAGUUUUAGUGGGAUUUCUGUAGUGUAAAUAUCAUUUAGGUUCAAUAGUAUUGCUGCCUAUUUCCAUGGGGCAGAAAGCUGUUCUCAAAUGGCAUAAAAAUUGUGUGGGACGUGUGUGAUUAUAAACCUUUACUACUUGGUUCAAAACAUGCCAAAGGAGAGGAUAUUGACUGACUAGCAAGGUUUCUUCCACUCACUGAGCACAUAAUUCUCUUUUAGAAAGAACCUCCUCCUCAAAAAAUACACAGGCUCCCUCUCAACCAGUUGGUAUUCCUAAGCACUCUGUCAUUCAAGAAGGGGCAACCAACAAUUUUGGAGUGGUCCUUCCAGAUUCAUCUCGACAUAGUGGAGGUAGGUGUUACCAUUCAGAUUUUUGUCUGUGCAUUUUAUACUGCAGCAUACAUUAUGGUUUGGGGUGUGGGUGUGGGUGUAAACCCUCCUGAAUGUUCUCUGGCUGUUCAUCUGAUUUUCAGGUCAUUUAUGUGUAAGUGUUCAAUUUGUGACUUUUCUGACUGAGCACUAAACUAUUUGUGGAAUUGGGAAGGACCCGUAGCUCAUUGCAGAAUGCAUGCUUUGCAAGAAGAGGAUCCAAAUUCAAUCCCUGGCAUCUUCAGUUAAAACAAAAAUCUGGUAGCAGAUUAUGAAAGACUGAGAACCUGGAAAAUUGUCACUGCUCAGUGUGGGCAGUACUGGGCUAGAUGUUCAAUAGUCUGAUGUGAUAUAAGGCAGCUUCUACAUCGAGUUAAAAAUCUUGGGUAGCAGUGCUGGGUAAGACCUCUGCUUUUGGGAGAGUGCUUCCAGUCAGAGUAAAUUGCAGUGGGCUAGAUUGGGGUAGAGAACCUCUGGUCUGUGGAGCUUUGCCAAACCACAUCCACUUGCCCCAAACCUGACAUCAUAUGUGAUGUGAGGUGCCAGGCAGAUAGAGAUGUGACUGAAUCCUGCAGCUGGAAAGCAAUAUCUAAUCUGCCAAUUAGUCGACCCCCACCUUGUGGACCAACUUUGACAGAGUAUACACAUUAUAAUGUCAUCAGAUGAUAUACAUUGGUCCCCCUGAUUCAUCAGAGUUUGUUCAAGAAUGAACUCUCUGUGCAUCAGCUGAGGUGUGGGGAUUCAGGAACUUGAUUCCCAGGGGGAACUCUCUGGUGCAUCCAAACCUUCUAGAAAGUAGGACUCUUCACUCAUUACAUGAUUUAUUUACCCUCAUGAUUUCCUAUAUGAUUUGUUGUGUAAUGAAGAGGGUUCCAAUGUAUAAUCAAAAUGUUUUAUUUGUGUUGGUCUUUGGGUUGCAUGUUGAGAUGGUAGGAUUAAUGGAAUUUAUAAUUAGUGAGAGAUGUCCUACUCAUUUACUAAAAAAUGAGUCCAAUGUAUGUUCCACCACUUUUGUCAAGUUGCUAAAUUUUACAGAAUAAUUUAACGUUUCAUGGUUAAAUUGAUGUGAAACAACAUAGUCAAGUGCCGGCGCUUGCAUGUGUUGUCUGUCCUAUGUGGUAGAAGAUGACAAGCUGGAAAAUAGCCUUAAGAAUAUAUAACCUUUUCAUGGUUAAACUAUGUAUCUUCCUCUUCCAAAUUAUAUCCCAUUUCUCUAUGCUGUACUCUAUGUAGUUUAAGUGUAUGAACCAAUAAAGUAAAGACUGAAGGAUAUGUCUGCCAGAAUGGUUAUAAUCACACUUACUAACACCACCUCUCUCCAUUCUUUCUGUUCCCACUGCUGUCUAACUUCAAGUGAGUUCAGUAAGUAUUAAUAUAAUCUGCAUGGUUUUGAAUGCUAGCUAACUUGUUUCUAAGAGGUUUUAAAGCUUCUUGAUACUUAUGAAGGCUUUAUUCUUAUAGUUACUGUAUCUAGGAAUUUCAGUUUAGAUUGUAGGCUUUCUGUUCUGCAAAUGGUGAGGUUUCUGUGCAGUACGUUCAUUUCAGUUUGGUACCAAGUAGUAGUGACACAGCAGAUCACCCUGUCUAUUUCUGUGGUUGUGAAUUAAGCUAUGCAAUUCUCUUGGUUUCUGAUGAUGUGCUAAUACUUCAGGACUGGUGUGCGCUGACAUAAUACAGUGUUCUUGCAUAACGUAGACUGUGUACAAUAGACUACAUUGCCAAAUUAGCUUUUUUUCCCCCCUAAGAAGCUUUAAUUAUCUCCAUAUUUGAAAACUGAAAUGAUCUUCCAUGUUUGCAUUUCAGAAAGGAUUUUCUGGGCUUAAGACUAAUGCACAUUUGAGUAUGUUCUUUCUCACUUGACUGAAACACAUUAUUAAAUGAAAUCUGGGUAGAGAAAUCAAGUGCUUCUAGCUAUUCUAAAUCUUUAUGAAGCCUUCUCAAUUUCCUAUUUCAGUACCUGAGGCACCAGAUCGACCUACUAUUUCCACAGCAUCAGAGACUUCUGUUUAUGUCACUUGGAUCCCACGUGCCAAUGGUGGAUCACCCAUCACUGCCUUUAAAGUAGAAUAUAAACGCAUGAACAGGAACAGUGAGUGGCUGGUUGCUGCUGAUAACAUCUCCCCUUCCAAACUUUCAGUGGAAGUUGGCAGUUUGGAUCCAGGUAUUAAUAUGCAUUUUUUGUUCAAGAGAGAUCACAAUCAGUAUUAUGCGUUUCUGCAUUUGCGCUGUAGCCAAGUUAAAAUCCUGUUAAACUAUAAGAUGUUGCUUUUAAUGUCACCAAUGCUAUAUAAGAUUCAGGGGAAUUAGCAGUCCUUGUGUCUUAACUAUCACAAACUUUUUUAGUCAAGCAUCUGAAUAGCAUUUUCAAAAUAAGCAUGAGAAUAAGUCACUGACCAGCUUUUACUUUGCUAACUUGGUAUAGAGAGCAGGCAUGUGCUCACAUCUUGCCAUAUCUUUUCUGGUGGAAAAUAACAUCUCAUCCAGUAUUUGGCUAGAUUGGAUCUUUCUAUCAGGAAGGGAUGUCCCGCAUAGUAAGUGAGAAAAAUAGUAUAAGAUAACCUUACAACAAGGGUCAUUUGGAUCUUUCUGUUCUAUGUUUCUAGAAUGCUGGGUUUUAUCUUUUCAUCUAAUGUUCAGUUCUCUCUUUUUUUGCCAUAUGAAAGGAGCUGCAUAUAAGUUUCGUGUGAUUGCUAUUAAUAACUACGGGGAGAGCCCACGAAGUUCUGCCUCUCGGCCUUAUCAGGUAGCUGGCUUUACCAAUCGGUUUUCCAACCGACCCGUCACAGGACCACACAUUGCUUACACUGAGGCGGUCAGCGACACUCAGAUCAUGUUAAAGUGGACUGUAAGUAUCAAUUUAUGUGCACCAUGAAAAAAAUUGAUUUUGCUUGCAUCUCACGUUAGAUCAAAUGUCUGUUCUGUAAAGCAACAAAUCAGUGGAUUAUACUAAACUGACCUUUUGGGAACCAAAAGCUGUAUAUGAAAAGCAGUGAGCACUUGAAAUGCACAGUAUAAAUGCUGAGUAUGUGCAGUCAGUAUUAGCAACCAGUAUUGCACUCAGGAAAAUGCCUUGGUGAACAUGUACUUUUAAAAACUUGCAUCAAAACAUAAUAUAGAUAGUGCCUACUGUAGCUCUGUAGGGAGGCUGUUCCACAUAGUAGGUGCUACCGUCACAACAGCCCUUUUCCUGGUGGUCUGGAGGCUGGAAGGAUGCAUAAGAGAGCUCAUCUCAUUGCAUGGACAAGUCUAUAUGGGAGGAAGCAUUCCUUUGUGUAACCCGGUUCCAAGUUGUUUAAGGUUUUAUAAAUUGCAGUAGACCCUUAAACUUUGUUUAAUAGCAAACUGAAAGCCAGUGCAGUUUCUUCAAGUGGGAUGUUACAUGCCCACAGUAUGGUGCUCCACUGAGCAACCAAGUUACCACAUUGUACACCAGCUGCAACUUUCGAAACAGUCUUCAGAGCAGCCCCACAUUGAAUACAUUAUAUUACUGCAAUUUCAAAAUUUCCAAGGCAUGGGUCACUGGCUUAGGUUGUGCCUUUCUAAGAACAGUCAUAGCUGACAUACCAGCCAGAGCUAUAAAAAGGCAUUCAUAGCCAUGGAGCCUACUUGAGUCGCCAGUGACAAUGAUAGAUUCAGGUAUAACCCAGACUAGAUACCUAUUCCUUUAGACAAAAGCAGCCCCAUCCCGAACAUGCAACUCUCCUGUUUCCCAGAACCAGGAACCACUUACCCACAGGGCCUCAGCUUUAGUUUAUUGAUCCUCAUCCAGCCCACUACUGCAUCCAGGCAUUGAUCCAGGACCUAAACAGUUACACCUGAUUCAGAUAUUACAGAGAACUGGAGCACAGUAUCACCAUCAUACUGAGGACGCAGUGUGCCAGAUAGCCUAAUAACCUCUCCCAACAGCUUCAUGCAUUGAUGUUAAAUACCAGAUGCUAGGGGCCUGAGGAACAGUUAUCCAGUGCCACUCACUGAAUUUGACUCCACAGGUAGAACAAAACAGUGCAUCCCACACCCAAGUCAUGGUGUCAAUUUAGGCUGAUACCAUAUAGCUGAUAAUAUCAAAGGGUUGUGUAAAGGCAAUAGGGUCACAUUACUCCUGCCCUUCUCCUGAUAAAGGUCAUCCCUCAAGGUGACCAAAGCUAAUUUGGUCUGAACCCAGAAUGGAAUGGUUCCAGAUUAUAAAAACCUUUAAACAAUAAUGAGAGUAUAGCUUUAGCUAAAAUUCUAGAACUGUAUUCACAAAAUACUUCUCACUGUUUUAAAGCCCACUUUUGUUCUGAUUUCUCUUCCCACAUUACAUUAACAUUGUCUUUCAGCCCCUGCCCCAGGAAAAUAUAUCCCUUGUUGACUGUGGUUCUGGAAUUUUAGUUGUUUUAAUAUCUCUUUUCCAGUAUAUCACUUCGAGCAACAACAACACACCCAUCCAAGGAUUUUAUAUUUAUUACCGGCCAACAGAUAGUGACAAUGAUAGUGAUUACAAGAGGGAUGUUGUGGAAGGUAAGAUACAUUACUCUGAUUAUGCAAGGAAUUGCUCCAGUUACAGUACUUCUUAUUCCCCCCUCUAAAGCAUCAACCCAAAUGCUGUUCUAAUGUAAAGAAAACAUAACAAAGACAUAAAAAAAAGACAUCACAGAAAUAGACAACUCUCUACUAUAGACUAAGGGACUGUGCUCUUUGUAACAUUUAAGAAAGCCAAAGUGUAAUGUGUGUGGGGGGGUGAGAACCCUUUCUGAUUCUUGUGAACUAGAGUUGAGGCACUAGAAUAAACAUGUUUUCAAUCAGUGUCUUGUACCAGAUGGUCAGUAGCUUCUCUGCUAGAGGAACUUUCACUAGUACACUCCAGAAUUGCAUUUGCCUCUGUUGCAGCCACACCAAACUAAUGGUUAAUAGUUGUUUGUAACAAAUAUCUCUUCCUCCCUGUGUCACUAUCUGCCAGAUCUUGAACCCUUGUCACAGAAAUUGCAGUGGGGACUAUAUUUGUGGAGUAUUAGUUCUCAUAAUAAAUUUCGCACUUGAUCCAUAAAUCUCAUUAUGGUCUAACAGGAUUGUGUGGAAGCUGUUCAUGUGAAUGAAAGAUCCUUCACUUUUUGAAUUCAGUGUCCCAUUACUAUAAAGAUGCCAUGUUGUUAACUUUUAGGUUACAAAUUUGAGAUAAGCUGCAAAAUUUUCUAUACUGCAAUUGUUCUUUUAUUUAAUUCAAGUUAAUAAAUGUGCUUGAAGCUGGAAAAGAACUGGCUUCUCAGAUUUAGUCUCAUAACACUAAUAUAUAAGCAGCUGAUUUUAUUGGAUGGAUUUUGGUCCAUUUGUAGGUCUUAAUUUUUAUGAACUGUAGAGUGGGAAAGUAUAUAAACCAAUUACAUUCGUUAACGCAGGAACAGGCAUUUGGUUGAGCACUGACAACUACAGAAUUCUCCUGAUAACACCUGUUAGUGCAUCUAUGAGCUCUUAAAAUUAUUUUAUGUAAGAUUAAACCUGUUCUCACAAUUGCAUAGAAUGGCUAUGGCUGCCACAAGUUGCCAUGCUUGAAUCUAUUACUAUAUUAAUAUUGCUCUACAAUGCUACAGGGCUGCUAAACACCUAUGUAAUGAGUGUAGUUAACUGAGAGGUUAAACUAUUACCUUGGAAGAAGUUCAGUGUUUCACUUGUAGCCUUUCUGGUAGACAGAAUUUGUGUUUAUAAAUGUUUAAGUGAGCUCCGCUGUGCUGUGAAAUUUGCUUGUUCCUGAUUUUCAGGUUUAUGCAUUCUGAAAUCUUAAUGGAAGCCUGAAACCACUAGCAGCUGCUCUGCUGUGCCAAAGCUUGAACAGAAAUUUGCACAGUGGUAGAAAUGUUAUACAUCAAACUUUUCUUUACUACAUUAUAUAGCCACAACUACUUAUUGAUUUAAAUAUUCAAAUUAGCCUUAGUUAUGUAGGAAAAUAUAGAGAGGGGAAUCUCUUGUGCAUGCAUUUUGGAUCACUGCAGCUGCAUUGUAUUUUUCUUUUUCUUUUUUUGUACCUUUCAUAAGUAAAUUUCAACACAGGAUUUUCAAUUCCAAACAGUAGUAAAGUUUUUGCAAUGGUUGUGACUUCAUUAGUAGCCCGAGGUUUCAUUUCAUGAUCAGUCUUGUCUUUCUGAGAUUGUCUCAAAACUUUGAUGCCUUUUCUGUAUAUGUUGCCACGUGCUAGCUUGAUUUUAUUUUUAAAGUUCCUGAUGUUUGCAUUUGGUUCUUCAUUAUGUAGUCAGUAGUUUUUGUCUUUCUGCUUGUUCAACAAAAGCACCACCAAAUCUUCUGUUGUCUCCUGUGCUGAAAUUUUGCAUUCCAUACUUGGUUCAUGGAAAUAGUGUCAAAAACUCAAGGUGAAUUCAGAUAACAGUUGCUUACAUUUUCCUUGCUUCAAUAUAUGGGAACAGAGUUAAAAUAUUUGUACUGAUUCCAAUUCUAGUAAACGUUUGAAGGGAAAAUCUAAAGCCUGAUGUAAUUACUAAAAGGAUGCUUGAGGUGUAAUGAGAAGAUGGAGCUUAGAAAGAUUUGAAAAACUGAGUUCCUGGGGAAAAGCUAGUCUGCUGCUUCAGCCUGUAUUCAUUUUUGAGGAUAUAAGCUGCAAACAUAAAUGAACUAUGAUUUGUUUGAAACAGUCACCUCUAAGGCUCUUCAGCAAAGCAGUUAAACACACAGACUUUCAGAUAUUGGCAGGCUAUAUUGUACAACAGUGCUAUUCUCUUGUCGGUUCAGUCUUUCAGUAGGGACAAUAGUUGUAUAUGCAUGUGAUUCACACCUGGAGUGUGAUUUUGAGGGGAAGCAGAAUUACACUGGCUGGCUCAAGCUCUAUGCAUUGAAGCAAAGGUGAAAAUUAGGUGUCUGUGCGUGUACAUGUCUGGAGCCUUCCAUGCAGUUGAGAUCCAUGAUUGAUCAAUGUUUCAGGUUGUGCCGAAGCAUCUGUGCACAUAAAGGCCCAUUUUCACCUUUGUAUGUGGAGAUCAGGGGAAGCACCAACUGAAACGAUUCUGCUUUACUUCCACCUUUCUAAGUGGAGCAAAGAAGAGCAUUGGGUUAUUGUGUAAAUAGCACCCCUACUUGGGUGCUGUUGAAAUACAGUAGCGUCUUGAUACUAUUCUUCCCUGUGAAGGCUGUAGCUUAUAGAUCUGUCUGUGUUCUAGGUGGAAGUAGUUCCAGCAGAAAUAGACCACGAUGUUGACAUUUAAGAAGCAUUAGGCAUAUCUAAACCAUCUUAAUUAUAAUAUAGUGGGUUCCUCUUUAUUAAAACUUGUCAUAAGGGUGAGCAUACAGACUGAAAGUGAUUUAUGAGUACGGAGAAAACACCAGGUGGUGUCUAAACGAAAAAUUGACUUUCAGCCAGACACAGUAAAAUCAUUCUCUUAAAUGAACUUGUUUGGAUUAGAAUUUCCAAUGCUGAAUAUCAAAGGCCUUCUUACCUCAUAUGUUCUCAUAGUACAUAAAAAUUGUCUGCAGCUAAUGCUAGUCAUGCUGUUAGUAAACUACUUACGCUUUCCUCAGGUUCUCUGGAGUAUGUUCUUAGACUUAAGUAUAGAAUUGAGUGGCUUCAAGUCUUUUUGUGAUGUCUACACUUUUUUGCCUUUAAAAAGACACACGCACCCUAAGGUGGCUAGCAGAAUGUUACUCCUUUUAUCAUAUGAUUUGUUGUAUCAACAGAAGACCUACAGACAAAAGUACAGUUUCUCUUUCUACCAGGCUCCUAUCACAUGCUUUAUUUUUUAAAAAGUCAAGUCUUAAUAGCAUGGUGGAAAGUGCUGUGGGAAAACCCCACCUUGCACAGCUGAGUCCUUUACUCACUAUCAAAAUGACAAGCGACACUCAAUAAUUCUCUAAAAGCAAAUUUAAUUUCUUACUUGAGCAGGAAAGGUAACAUCAAGCGAUUAGAAAAGUGAUCAGAGGCUGAAGCCUUAUCUGUUUGCACACAGUUUUUAUACUUAUAGGUUAGACAUGCAAGACUCCCAGUAAUACAAUCUUGCGUGUGAUAGCACCAGCUUAACUGCAUAGACAGAUGCUUCAACAUUUCAGCUAGCUAGGCAUUUUUCUGUUUAUUCCAUUUAAAUGUCAUGGCCUAGCAUGCUCCUAAAACUUCCCUUUACACACCCUCUUGUGGUUUGCUUUUUCACUGUUCCUCGCUUAAGCUUGCAUUUCAGCAUGAUUACAAUGAGAAUACAUGAUUAUGGUGUCAGCCUGCAACAAGAUGGUGUUAGUCUUGCUUAAGCUAUAACAAAGGUGGAGGUGGUUCAUGUUACUCUUUGUAUCAUAUUGUGAUUAGUUGUAUCAACAGCAAGACCUACAGUCAAAAGUACAGUGUCUCUUUCUACCAGGCUCCUAUUGCAUUCUUUAUUUUUUUUUAUUUUUUAAGUCAGAUCUUAAUAGCAUGGUGGAAGGUCAUCAACAAUGGGGCUAGAUGGGGAAAGACAUUCUAUGAUCAUAUCAUGUUGUGAUCCAUGGCUGUCCAUGCACACUGCUUUGUAUUGGCCAAAUUCCAAAGUUUAAAACAACCACUUUCUGCCAAAUAUUUCUUAUUGCAGUUUUAUUUACAUGUCUGAUUCAGACUUUGCCCUUAGGGUUUUAUGUUAAAUAGAUGCUACAUUCCAUCUUUGAGAUGAACAUGUUCAGGAAGGUUGUAGACAUUUUAUUAGUAGUAAAUUACAUUCUUCUUAUAUGCACAUUUGUGUAUGUAAGACUGAUUUUGGCCUGCUAUCUUAGCUCUUAAUUGCAAUGGGUCAUUUAUUUUUUACCUGUUGUCCUCAAAUUGUAAGGACAGUUCCUACAUUUUUUAGCUCGGUUUAUAUUUUCCAAAUUGUGAAACAAACAUGCUACAUGUCUGUAUGUUUUUCUUUCUAGGCACAAAGCAAUGGCACUUGAUAAGUCACCUGCAACCUGAAACAUCUUAUGAUAUUAAAAUGCAGUGCUACAAUGAAGGAGGUGAAAGUGACUACAGCAAUGUGAUGAUCUGUGAGACCAAAGGUGAGCAGGAGCUGUUAUUUUUCUUCUGUCACUAAACCAAUGGCCAUAUAUUUGCUGUUCCCUAAUCUUCAUACUUGGAACGUGGGUGGCACUGUGGUCCAAACCACAGAGCCUAGGGCUUGCUGAUCAGAAGGUCAGCAGUUUGAAUCCCUGCAAUGGGGUAAGCUCCCAUUGUUCAGUUCCAGCUCCCCCCCACCUAGCAGUUCGAAAGCACAUCAAUGUGCAAGUAGAUAAAUAGGUACCGCUCCGGCAGGAAGGUAAAUGGCGUUUCCAUGCGCUGCUCUGGUGCGCCAGAAGCAGCUUAGUCAUGCUGGCCACAUGACCCGGAAGCUGUCUGCGGACAAACGCCGGCUCCCUCGGCCUAUAGAGCGAGAUGAGCGCGCAACCCCUGAGUUGUCCGCGACUGGACCUAACGGUCAGGGGUACCUUUACCUUUACCUUUAAUCUUCAUACUUAUGUAAGAAUUCAUUUCUUUUCAAAUAUUUUUCACAAUAUUUCAGAUGUUUUAGUUAGUUUCUUGACUUCAUGAAAAUAAAUAUUCCAUCUCAGCACACUAUAUGUAAUCUAAUAUGGGCUUUUAGAAAUCACAUGCUACCAUCAAAACCAAACCUCAGUGCUUGAGAGAGCUUCUCAUUCAAUGCAUAAAACUGUGCUAUCUUCCCAUACUUUAUCUCAAUCUAAUGUUCCUGCUUGUUGUUGCUGUAAACAAAACGACGGCUUCAGUUUCUCGGUUCAGAAAGACACGUAGGAUUUAUCAUCAGCUACCCAAUACCCUUGUUGUUCAAUAAAUAAUUUAUUUCUUUUAAAGCAAAUUAUGUUUGAAACUAUGAUCAGUUUUAAAAUAUAAAAUUUUGGGGUACUAGUAAGGGUAGAAGAAGGAUCUUUAAUAAAUUUUACGCACACCUGUCCCAGAAUGUAUUGGUAUGUGUUCAUUUCAAGCCAUCCAUAAGCAUUGAUAUUUGACAACAAAAAUGGGCCCAUUAUCUUUUUUUGUCAACUACUUUACAUUCUGGUAAUGUUCAUUAUUCCUAUGUGUGAAAGUAGCUAAAGCAGUGACACAUGUGUGGAUUUGAGGGUAAACAAAUUCCAAAACAAAUAUAUAUUAUCGAGUAACUUAUAAUAAAAAAUGUUCUACCAUCAUAUUUUAUGCCAUUUUGAAUUGCAGUAGUUGCAGCUCUUGAUUGACUUAUAGAAUUAAUAACACUUCUGUAGACUUGCUAUUUUAAAUGUGCGUUUUAUCUUAUACUCUCUUCCCUCCAUAUUAGUGAAGCGCACACCUGGAGCAUCAGAAUACCCAGUGAAGGACCUUAGCACACCACCAAAUUCUCCUGAUCGUGGAGUUGGAAGUAAUGCUGGUCAACCAAAUGGUCCUGUCCGAAGCAGUGACAUGUUAUACCUGAUCGUGGGCUGUGUCCUUGGAGUGAUGGUGCUUAUUCUGAUAGCCUUCAUUGCUAUGUGCUUGUGGAAGAAUCGCCAGCAAAUUGCCAUGCAGAGUAGGUUAAUUCUAAUAUUCUUCAUGUCCUCUGCUGGACCAAACCUAAUGAAACAAUAUUGUUGCCAAGUAACCUAACACCACAACAUUUACUAUGAAUUUCAGUUGCUGUUAUGAUCACCACUGAGUAACGGAGGGGAACAAAUUUGAAAAAGUGCUUUAUUCUUAUGAAACAUAGAGAUUAGAGCCUAACUCCGUGCCUUCACUUUCCAUUCCAACUUAGUAAUAGAAAUGUAUUCUAGGAGAACUUUAUAUUUUCACUUUCAAAGGAUAUUGGUAGAUAAAGUUAAUGGCCAACAUACAUAGUUACAGUCUUCUUUGAAAUCUUCAGCUGGGAAAGGGAGAUGCUUCCUCUUCCUACACUUUUGGUAUUCUAAAUGUUCAUAAGGUAUAGCAAUUGUGUCUUGAUCCGGGGAAAAUGUGGGAUAUAAAUAAAUACAAUAAUAAUAGCAAUUUUACUUGGGUCUUAUAACUAUAGAUCUGACAGAACAAUCUAUAUUGCAUUGUUAAGAAUAGUGCUGGUGGGAUAAAAUAAGUGUCUUUAUGCCACAAAAGCUGUCAGAUUCCCCAAACAGUGGUAAAUAUGCAAAACAUGUAAUCUGUGUUAGCCCCUUAAUAAUCAGUGGUGGUAAUCUGCUAUCUGAACUCUGUUAGUCAGAUUGUAACAUGUUUUACAAUUUGUAAAGGGCUUAAGGUUACAAUUUGUAAAGGGCUUAAGGCAUUGUAGUGCUAGGGGUGUAAACUCUACCAUGAACAGCCAGCUAUAAAACAUUUUCAUCUGUAACCUUUUCAGAUAAAAAACAUGUUUAAGAGUUGAAGUGUUAAGCAUUUUCUCCCAAUCCUCACUCUUGCAGAGUAUGACCCUCCUGGUUACCUUUACCAACGUGCUGAUAUCAAUGGGCAAAUGGUUGAGUACACAACAUUACCAGGCACAAGUCGUAUCAAUGGCAGCAUACAUGGAAACUUUAUCAGUAAUGGAAACCAUAAUAAUGGUUGCCUUCACCUCCAUCACAAGGUUCCUAAUGGAACGAAUGGAAUCAUGAAUGGUGCUGUAAAUGGAGGAACUGUUGUUUAUCCAAGGCACACUAAUUCCCUGUCCAGAGCGCACAUGGAAUAUGAACACACCCACCACCUCGGAAAUGUAAGUAAGCCCUAGGUGUUAGAGGUCUGUUUCUUGAACAUAAUACGAAAUGAAAUCUUAGGAAAUGGAAAGCAUUCAGCACUUAACAAAAAUAUGUUGAAAAUUCCACAACAUGGCAUGCUUUUUGAAUCUUAACUUGCUGGAAGUAACCUCAUAGAAGUAUGUUACAUUAAAAUUAAUCAUUUCAGACCCCUACAAGAGAACUGCACAUGUAUUUCAAAUGACAUCUCCAUACAUCUCAAUUAAUUUUAUAUUUUGAAUCUGAAUAUAUGGAUUUGUUUGUAAACUCUAUCCCCACCCAACCCCCUUUUUUACAUAACCCAUGAGCUUUUACUGCACUGUUAGGGGUUAGAAUCUUCAUUUUUAAACAGCAUUUGUAACACCCAAUAUUAAUGUUUUGCUAACCUGGUGAUUACAGAGAGGCUCAAAAAGGUUGGCUAAAAGAUCAAGCAUAGCAAAUAUGCUGUCUUUCAGUUCUCAUCAUUUCUUGUGACUCUGCCAAGUUUUUUCAGAAUAAAGAUGUUAUGCAUGCAUGUGUGAACCUGAUGGGAUGAACAAACACCAUUGAAAAGUUUUGCGUUAGACUUGGUUGAAGAAAGUUGUGCUUUUAGUGAUCUAUUUUUAUAUUAUAUAUGUGCAUGUCAUCAAUGGUGAUUUUUUAUGUGUGAACCAGCAUAUAGAUAGAUAGAGGUAACUUGCAUAAGUGUAGUCUCCCAUGUACUAUUCUGCUUUGUUGGUUUUUUUUGUUCUUGAAGGCUGUCAGCCCAACUUUGAUGAAGGUGCUUGGGUGGAAUUAUUCCUCAGGCAUUCUCAGUUUAGCUCUACGUCACAGUAAUAAUGGCAGUUACACAUUGGAUACCCUUCCACUCACAUUGCUUGGAGAUUUUUGUGAUCUUAUUGGAGACUUCUCACAUUCUUCCAUUAAUUGUGCCAGAACCUUUAGCUUUAUGACCAGGCUGUUACUACAGCCCCAUUUCAGGUUUAACUUUUAAGCAGUGCACUUUAUUACAUUACAGUGUGCCAAAACUUUAGGUUAAUAAAUCAGAAAAUCCCUCCUCCUGGUCCUGCUCUGACACACCAUAAGUCUAUCUGCAUUCUGAAUGCUUGAGACUUGGGUUGAAAUUAUUAAGAAUGAUUGUGAUUAUGCCCAUGUAUUAUGAAAAAAAUAUUCAUUUGUUUCCCCAAGGAAUUAUCUAAAUACUAAUUUUUUUUUAACACUAGUCCUGCUCAAAACGUUUUGAAUAUUUUAUGGGGAAACAAAUAAUGUGUUCAAUUUUUUUGAGUAAGUAUACUUCUGAGGGUAGUGGGGAAUAUAGGACUAGUGUUUGUUUUUGGUAACUGAACACAAGAGCUUCAUUUUAGGGAGAAACAGAUUGCUGCUCAAGCAAGAGUUGCCACUUCAGAUAACCUUGCCUUAUCUUAUUUCUUUUUCCAGCACUCUUAAACUCCUAAGUUCUCAUUCUUUCUAAAAAGCCAACCCAAACACUGAUUUUACAAGUAUCAAAACACAAUUCUAUAAGAAUUCUGUAAGUGAUGGAUAUAUCCAGACUAUGUGAACCUAAACAGAACAAUUGUCUAUUGUCUAUAUAGGGGUAUUCCAGGGACACAAACCUAAAACAGGUGUUAACCAGUUUUCUUUUAGAUGCUUGUCUAAGGCCUGAUUCUCACUUUGACAUUUACAUUCUUAAUAAAAAUACAGUCAUACCUCGGGUUACAGGUUGCGUGUUUUCGGGUUGUGCACCACCCCAAACCUGGAAGUACCAGAACGGUUUAUUCCAGGUUUCGGCACAUGCGCAGAAGCACUAAAUCGCACUUUGCGCAUACACAUAAGUUCCGAAACGCGACCCCCUCGUGCGCAGAUGCGGCGCUGCGGGUUGCGAACGUGCCUUCCGCACGGAUCAUGUUCGCAACCCACUGUAGUACUUUUAAACUAAAUAUGAAAUCUGUAGUUCAGCAUGCAUGCCUAUAAAAUAAUCCAAAGCAAAGGCCUUUUCUUAUUCACUGGUUUUGUUUAUUUCAAAGGGCUGCAUACUGACAUUUAGAGAGAGACACUCUUCAACUUAAUGAGAGCCAUGUGUCUGUUGUACUUGCCCCAUCCAUAAUAUCAAAGUGAGAAUCUGCCUAUAAUAUUCUAAUUUGUCCACUUCAUCUUGAAACAACACACCAGGGCUAAAUUGGAGUAUGAAAUUGGAAUUUUGUGUGGCUAUAUAGUACGUUCUUUUAAGGCCCUCUGACCUACACAGAGAACCAUGAUUUACUGGUGAGCAAAUUUAUUGCGUUGAGCAAAUGUGGCAACUUAGAACUAGUGUACAGGAGGAGUUUUGCUUUGGAUGUCUUCAUAGUCAAAUACUGGACAGAAAGAUUUGUUCAGUAGAGUUUGAGUCUUGGAUGUAAAAUGGUCUUUCACAGUCUUGAGUAGUUAAAUACAGAUUUUUAUUGCCACCUGUACUACCUCAUUUUCAAAUAUUCCUCAAACCUGCAUCUCCCUUGCAUUCAGCAGUGAGGUAUGUGUUAAUCUUAGCAUUUUUAUUUGUAAAGGAUUCUGCAGCCAAAACCAACAAUUCAAAAUCCCUCUCACCCCCAAACCCCAAAUCACUCUUGGCUGGUGAAUUAUUGCAUCUGUGAAAAUAAAGAACAUUUCAAAACUGAGUUUGGUGAAGCAAGCUGAUCUAAUCAGAUUAAUUCCAAGAAAAUCAGUCAGAUGUAUUCAUCAUACUAGCCACAUGUAUAUCUUGUCUCCACAAGCAGACAAAAGUCUGUAUUGGAAAGGAAAUUACUUUCAUGUCUCAUCUGUGUGUGAAGCAUUUUCAGUUUUGUCAAAUUUGAGUUGGGCACUACAGGCUGAAAACAGAGCCAAGGAAAUUACAACAUACGUGGGCAAGCUACAGCUGUUAGUUUUUGCUGUGGCAUACAUGCUGAAAGUUAGGCUUUACAAAACAAAUUUUGCAAUACUGUGCGCUCUGUCUUUUUGAUGAAUGCCAAACUUCAUUACAAAUUAGAAUAGAAUCUGUUGUUGUUGUUAAAUGUAACAGAUGGCAUGCUUAAGGGCUUGAAUUUAUUCUGAUUUGUUAUUCUCUCCCCAUCCCAAACCCCCAAUUUAUCUAGGGUGGUGGUGUAUACACAGCUAUGCCUCAGACAGACCCUUCAGAAUGCGCGAACUGCCGGAACUGUCGGAACAAUAACAGGUAGUAAAUCGGGGAAAGGAGAAUAAAGUGAGCUUUGGGAUUGAGUCUGCUCCAGUUGCUUACUGCACCUAUGCAUUUUAGGGGCUUUCAAAUGGAGGUUGCUUUUUAUCCCUGAUUUUCACAUAAAGACUAUGCAAGAUUUAUUUAUAAAAGCUGUUACGUUUUAUGGAAAUGUGCAUCCUAAGAUGUUGGCACUUUAACAGCAGCUUCCUGGGAUUUCUUGAAUACUUUGAGUCCAGAAACAGGUACCAUAGCAGCUGGUGAUGCUGCCUCAGGAUAAAAAUAAUCUAAUCUUGUGUUCUGUUACCUUGCCAUUGCAAAUGAAUGGGUGAGCUUGCAAAUCUUCUAGGUUUAUUGUUGUUAUCAUACCACUGUGAUUUCAACAUGGGUGUCUCAAACAUCCCAAACAAGGGAUGAAUAUCAUCACCCAGAGGAGCUUCUCUCUGGAUCCUCGUAGCUUAGUUUGUAAGCUAAGCUUCCAAGAGGCAUAGUUCUUUUGCCAUCCAUUCUCUUUUAUCUUCCCCAUCUACCAGCACCUUCCAGUCUUUUCCCAACUGGAACAUCUUUGAGUAGCUUGUUCCCUCUAUGAUAUUGAAUUGGUAUAUGAUAGCCCAGCAGGUGCACGCUGUUUUCUUCCUUUUAUAUUGAAUUAUUACUAUGAAGAGGCCCCAAAAUAAGGCAAAAGUCCCCAAGCUCUGUACAGCAAAACAGAACAAACACAAGAAAUGCGGAUUAUCUGCUCAAUUUGUAUGUUCCAGUUGCAAAAUGGGAGUACUGGAUUGACAGUUUUGAAGUAUGGCAGGUGUUUUAACAGACCUCUUAUCCUUGUAGUGAGGAUGGGGCAUGCAGUUAGGUAAUGAGCUAAGUGCCUCCAAAAAUACAGGAUCUGCAUCUUGCCGCGAGGUAUCUCUGAACCCUUCUCCUGAGACUUCAGAUCAAUGGCAGGCUAAACACCACACCCAAAAAUGUAGCAUCGAGCAAGAGAAUUUCCAGUUUCCACAGAUGCACAAAUAUGUCAUUUCACAUAACGUUUAUAAGAGUCAACAGGAGAAAUGACGCUGUCCAAGAACCAGCCACAAGGUUGGGUGUGGCUCACUGCUUAGCACUGGAUACAUUUGGCUACUUUGGAGUCCUGAAAACAGUUCCAUCUUCAAAUAUAUAGUAUCUAGUUGCCACAAAAGUCAUCCAUCGACACAGAAAAGUGCUCUUAGGAAGCACAAUGACAGGAAAGAACAGCUGUUACAAGCUCAUCAUUUUUAGGCUGAAAGUUUCAUGCUGCAACAGAUAAUUUCAUUAUUCUAAAAGAAGCUAACUGCAUGUGCACAUCAAGAGAAACUGGGUGAUUGGAUAGAGCUAGUAAUAAAGAUAAUCCAAGCAGAGGUUAUAUUGGGUAUAAUAUUAUCAUUGUUAAAUGUUUCCACUUUACUCUUUUGUAAAUGGUGCCAAUCCCCCCCCCCAAGUUUCUUAAGUGACCACGGCAAUAACUAGUUGGCGAAUCAGAGCGCCAUGUAUGCUGCCAAACAUCUCUGCACAUGCACCUGAAUUCUUUGGCUUUCCCAUUUCAACUCCAACUCCCUUAGGUGCACCAGAGGCUGCUCUAGUGAGACUAUCAGAUUUCAAGAGUGACUCUUCGGGGUCCAUGGUGGCAGGAGUGAGAAGUCACAGCUUGUGGGGGGGAGGUUCAGUCAACAUCUCUUUAGUCUUACCCUUGAUUUUUGCAACUUUCCAUUAGCAAACAUUGCACACCGUAGUCAGCGAGAAACCACUGUCUGUCUGCAGGGGACACGUGGAAUGCCCUGGUUGAUUACCAGGGUUAAUUUGGUCUUAUUUUGCACACAGCUGACCCUUUUGGGCCCUUAGAUCAAACAAACUCAACAUUUGAGGAUCAAUGCUAAUGUUUUCCUGGUCAGACUGUUUUAAAUACACCUGGGGUAAUAGUUCUCUUUUACAGAAGAUAAAAAGCACUCCUUGUGUUGGCUGUAUAUUUUGAGCUUAGUGGCUUGUGGAGUAAGGGGAAAACCCUCAUGCAAACAUUUUUAAGUUUGUUCAUCCCAGAAUAUAGCCAGUUUCUUGCCCUUCAGUGUAAAACAAGCGGAAAUUAAAUGGCUUAGUCAGGAGCCAUUCUUAAUUCCUUUGCUGUCAACUUAAGUAAGCACAGCUUCUAAAAUAGAUGAUUGUACUGUAGAACUGUGUAGCAGUUCUGUGGUGUCAGUUUUUCUUAGUAUUGAGUGUGGUGCAGUCAUCCCAGUCUUCUCUAAUCAAAGACUGAUGUAACUAUGAUUCCAGGAUUGCACAAUCCCUACUUAUAGUUGCCUGUGUUUUGAGUCAGUCACGUAUUUAUGUGUUUAUUACUUUAGAUGCACAAAGCAAAUGAUGUUUUAUUUUAAAGAAAAAGUUAUCCCCCAGCAUUCAAGCCAUUCUGCGUUGCAAAUUUUAAAGCAAAUGUACUAUCCUUUCAAAUAGAAUCAGACAAAAAUGUAGUAGUAGAUCUAUGCUGACUAUCAAAAGUCGGAUUUUACAGGUCUUCUGUUAAAAAUACACAAGGAGAGUUAAUUCCAUGAUUAUGGUUAGACCAUAGUGUGCGCAUCAGCAUUUGCCUCUGCUGUCUGCAUUUGUGAUUCUUUUUGGGAAUCUCUGUGAUUCUUGCAAUAGGAUAUGGGAAGGAUCCGAUUGCUCAGGUAGAGCUGAGGUUGCAAUUGUUUUGAUAUGCACAUUUAAAUAUACAUUUGGAAACCAGCACUUUGACCUAUACUAUUGGAAGAGCAAAGGCUCCUAAACAGAGGUUCUUAGUUGUUGCCUUACAGAUGUGGAACUCCCUUCUAGAUUUCCAUUGAAGUCUCAGCCUGGAUACCUUCCAGAAGUAUUUUUAGGCUAGGUUUACACGUGCAGCAGAAUUUAUAAAAACUCCUAACCCACAAGGCAUCUCACAACUGUAAAUCAAAACAUAACAACUUACCAAUAAUAGAACUGUUAAAAAUAUACAGCAACAGGUUUGAAUUACUCAAAUGAAGCAAAAAACGUGGCAGAACAAAGUCUUUUCAAUUCGCAUAAAUGGCAUUAAAGAAGGGACCAGUUGACUCUCCCAAAGACCGUUCCAGAGUCUAGACAUUGCAGCCAAGUAUUCAGUAUCCUGCUGGACCUAUGAUGGCAGUGAGAUGCGGAGCAUGGCCUCUAAGAACAUAGAAACAUGAGUCUAUAGGUAUCAUUGUUAUAUGAUCCCCAUAUUGGUUUAAAAGCCUUGCCAGGAAUAGAACCCUUAGCUGCUAAUGAGGGAGGUUGUAGCCGAGCAUUCAAAAACAUCUUUCCACCUGUAGUCUGGUGUGAUGCAGUCCAUUUUACUGCCUCAUUCUAGGACAGACAUAACCUUCCCUGUUCUGGCUGGCUUUUAUGCCACAAGAACUUCAUGGAAUAAUCCAGCAGUGCUGGAAGACAUAGACAGACGCUGGCUGGUAACUUGUGCAAGCAGCAGCUGAGUUCCUUGUCUUGGCAGAAAAUAUAGAUAUGGAGAAAGGGCAAUAGCACUCCUGCUAAGGUCUUGAAUAUCCAUUUGUUCAAGUGCAUAGGUUCUCACACGGCACAGAAAGAUAUAUGCUGCUCUGUGCUACAUUGUCUAGACACUCUUCCACUAUGCACAAGGUUAAGGGAGCCUGAAAGUUUUUUAAAAAAUUAAGAGGAUGGCUUGUUAACUUGAGACACAUUUUAAAUAUCCUGCAAUUAAGAAUCUUGCAGCUUGUGUUGUAUUUGUCCAUAUGAGUGUUCCAUUUGUGAAAUGAAUCUUCUCUCUCUCCAUUCACAUUCCUCCUCUGAAUCCACCUUUUCUGUGAAUCCUGUGCCCUAACUUCUUAAUCUUGAUCACAAGCCAAAACACAGUCUCUGUGUAUUUCCAUCUGCUCACAUUCAUCCCCUUUAGCUCUGUUGUCUCUCAUCAUGACGAAAUUUAGACUGUAAGCUACUUGCAGCAGGGCGACUUUUGGGUUUCUUCUGUAAAGUGCAAAGCACGUCGUUGGCACUGUAUAAAUAACAAAGCAUUUCUAAUUAUGAUUCUGCUUCUGUGGCUAAAGAAAGUUCCACAUAAUAAGCUUUCCGUCUGUAAAGCUAAAUAUUAUGUAGCUUUAGGAUGUAUUUUGACAGCCAUUGUGAAUAAGUGGUGUGGUUGCCAAGGAAUAAUUUAAGACAGAGCUUCAUGUUAAUCAUCUUCUUCCUAGGAGAUAAUUAUGGAGAGCUAGCAAACCAUAGUCAAUGAAAAGUGAAUGAAUUCAAAGAAAGUAUAUGCCAGUAGUUCCUCUACUUGGUGGAAGAAUGCUUUCUAUGUUUUAUUUCAAGUUCUCAUAAAAAACCCUGUAACAAGAAAAGGUUUAAUUUAAAUCACUGUAAACAUGUAUAUAUAUGAGAGGAUGAAGUGCAGUGUCAAAAUAUUUUUGCUACUUCUAUCAUAGUUUUGGAGAAUAUUCUUAAUUGUUCACAUGCUUUGUGUCCCAGAUUUUCAGUUCAUAUGCCUGUCUUAAAUAGAUAUGGGUGUGCUUUGGUUUCUCAUUUGUUUAGUUACAAAUAAUAUAGUUAAGUACUUGUUAGCAUAUAUCUUGAAAGUUGAAAAAGCAAGUUGAUAACCACCUCAGUGUCCUUAGAAGCUGGUUCUCCAGCUGCAAACAUUUAUAGCACUGGCAGUUUCCCAACACUUUGGAUUAGCUCUGGGCAUGUCUACAAAGGAUUUUAGCUGUAAGAUGCCUUUUUUUGUUGUUCAAAGGCUAAGUAGAUUCCGCUAUAAGGAAUUGACUUCCUUCCCUGCUUGACUAGUCUUUCACAAUCCAGAAUGAGAGAGAAUUAUCAAAGAUUCUUUCUGGGAAGGCUUAGAAAGCAUGUUCUCACUUUCUAAGUUUACAAUGCUGAAGAAUCCAAUAUUGAAUGUAAUCACUCUAUCAGCAGCACUUUAACAGAGGUCAAGUUACCAAUUGAAAGAGCAAAUUGAUAUUGAAGUUCUUUUUCUUAUAUUUCCAAAAAAAAUACCCCAUUUAAAAAUGUGUAAGAGAGCACUUAGUGGGAGCUGGCUUUAAAAAAAACAAAACCUCUAUUUUGUACAACUGGGUAAUGAAACGUUGUUUAUUUCAUUUAUGAAUCACUUUAUAAGGUUCAUCACAAAGUGAUUUACAGUAUACUUUAUAGUGAGCCAUUUUCCAUGAAUGUGUUUGAAUUUUUCUAGGUGCUUCACUAAAACCAGUGGCACUUUUGGAAGCAACCCUGCAGCUGUGAUGCCCAUCGUAGCACCUUAUCAGCAGGACAGUUUAGAAAUGAAACCGUUGAAUCAUAUGAUGGUUGCGAUGUGCUUAGCGUCCACAACCCCCGGAUGCAACGCUGAGGCAGAGGAAGACGGCAAGGAGAAAGUGGAUCCCCCAUCUCCUCGGGACUCCUGUGACCAAGAAAAUGUGAAUCCACUCAGUACAGAUUGUAUAGAAGGUACGCCAGCAUUUUGGGAAUUGUGGAAAUAUAUAGCUGCCUCCGAGGCAGUUGCUUUUUAUUUAUAAUCAGAGCAAUUUAGCGCAGAAACCAAACUCAGACUGAGAUUAAAUACUUAAGCUUCUUGUGGUUCCCUGUGCAUGUUAUGGAAUUUGGUGCUGUGGUGCUUAAACUGCGGGCUUCUUUUUCUUUUUCAAAAAUGGAUUUCAUCCAGUACUCUCCUUGGAUUAUUUGUGGUGACUAAAUUGUUUUAAACACUGUGCUAAUUUAUUUAAAUCUCUGCCAAGACCACCUUCGGCUGUGAUCUUGUGUUUCAGCAACUAAGAUUAAUCAAACUAGCUACUUAGGAUAGAAGAGCUGCAGGACAGCGGGGGAGGGAGGAAUGUUGAUGAUUCAUCAAAUAGUAGUCUUGUUUCCCAGCCUGUUGGAGCUUGUAUGAAGCCUCUUGAUAAAUUUGAUGGUUGUUGAAGUUGCUAAUAGACAACUAGAUAAUAAUAGCCGCGUUUUGAAUUUGCAGAUCACAGUGCACAUUUGGAAACAUCAGAUCACAUGUUGAGCUGGAGCCCCCUUAUUCUCCAGCCUCUUUCAAAAGACUGUAAUGAAAAGACAGAAGGGAUUUCAAAUGGCGUUACGUUGGACGGUUUGGGGAGUCUUCGACAGCUCCAAGUACAAGAGACUUAAGGAACUGACCUCCUUCCCCUCCCCACUUAAAGCCAGUAACUGCACAGCAGAGUCGCUGAAAGAGACUUACAACAGGAUGUUAAUUAUAAAAGAUGCUAUUUAUUUUUUGGUGUAGUGUCCUAUGAAUGUAUGUUUUUAAGAAAGCCUUUUGCCUUUUCAUUUUAUUUAUGUCUUGAGAAAUUCCUUCCCAUCCCUUCCAGCACAACACCAUUGUGACUAUCUGAAGGUAUGUUGUCAUUACAGGAAACAUACUAAAAUGUUUUCCACGGACAUUGGAAGAAUACAGCUUCAUUAUAGUGCAAACAUUUAGGAGAAGUACUUAUUGGAUUGGUUCAGAUCCAAGUUGAUCUUUGGUUUAUAAUUUACAAUUUGGUGGUAUAACUCCACAGGAUGGUUCAGUGCAAAUGAAAACAGAAUGAACUGUUGGGCUAUGGAAAUUUAAAUUGUUACAGCAUAUUAAUGAACUGUUGCCACCUAACUCUAAAACACCCUAAAGUGGAAAAACAUGGAACUUGCAGUGGAAGUCUGGUUCUCAGUCAGUGCUAGCGAAAACUUGUUAGAAAAUGGCAGGACUGCUCAUUUAAGUGAAUGUAGUACUUGAGGUGUGAAGUUCUUGCCAUACUCGUUCCAGAUAGUGAAAGGCACAACAUGGGCAACAAUUAAUGGUUGGCAAACACAUUAUGUAACCCUUACUGUUGGGUGGAAGAAUUGAGCAUGGGUAUUUCGCACCGGCACCCCUUGUUGCCAUUCUAAAGCGUUUUGAUUUGUUUCCUGAUGUUCCUGUUAUGUGUCCUGUGCAUCAAGGAGAAUGUGCAGGGCACAUUUUCCUACUUGGGUUAGGUGAGCUUUUUUGAAAGGCUUUGUAGGAUGCUUGGGUUAAAAAAAAGCAAGGGGAGAAUUUGAUGUCAGUGAUUUAGGAAAGCAAUCAAAAUUGUUCUGAAUUGGAAAUGGCUCCCUCCUAUCUCUCCCCCCCCCAAAAAAAAGUGUGUUUCUGGAGUUUGCUUUAAGGGUAAAUAAGUUCAUACACAGUCCACAUUAAGAAAAACAGCUUAGAGAGGGAGACACCAGGAGGGAAAUGGCCAAAAUGGAGGAAGUUGAGAAUAGUUGCCCUGGUUAAUCCGUAGUUAGAACCUUUAUAACUAUUCACUUUCACAAGAUGGAGCAGUGUUGAGGGAGGUUUGGGGACAAAAGUGCUAGGUGUUGGUAGUUAAGUUUAGCAACACAUUCUAUGAAAUAGGUCUUACAGACUCGCCCUUUGCAAGAAGUUUGUCCAGCAAAGGGUUCUGCUUUGGCUGCUUUAUAAAUACACUGGAGCAUUACACAAUCAAACUUAGAAUGUAAGGCCUCUAGAACAUUUUGUUCAUUUGGUUUAGCUACCAGCUACCAGCUUCAGACUCAAGUCCUUUGUCUUACACCUUCCCAGGGUUGCCAACUUGAAUAAAAUAUUUGGGGGGGGGGGGGCUUCCCAAAAAUUAUCGUGAUUAUUCUGUGUAUCUUCAUGGAACUUGGAUAAUAGGGCAGUCAGGGUUGGGGGUGAUGCAGAAUGUUUAAUACCCGUGUUUCACUUCUUUUGGAGUACAAAAUAGCUGCUUUGCCCCGCAGCGCCCAAUACUAUUCAGUGGUUGUGUCAGACUUGCAGCCAAGUUGUACAACACCUGUAUAUGUAGCUUUAAGAAAGGUGCCUGUGCUUCAGAAAUAGCUGAGGGCACAAUGUGUACGUCACAAGGCUAGCUGCAUAUUUCCACCUUCUCCCAGUUUUAACCAGCACAAAUAAAACAAACUUACACUUGUAAAACAGCUCCACGAAUUGGAGGCACGUAACUCUAUAUUUGCAGUUGCCCCGUGGCAAUAUGAAUUCAUUUUCCUAGCUAGAUCCAGGAACUAGAAACGCCCCGUUUGAAGAAGGGGUGAGGGGGGAAAUAGAGGAAAGGCCAAAUACGCUGAAUAGUAAUUGCAAGCCCCUUACAGAAGAGCAGAGGUGCUCAUCGGUGCAAUGUACCAUACUGAGUAACAUUUGUGUGUGUAUUUUGUGUGUGUGUGUAUGCGCGCGAUAAAAACAAGCUUUGUAUUUUUAUAUCUGUUGCAGCAAUUGUCAAAUGCUGUGUGUGUAUAUAGUGUGUGAUUAUUUUAUAUAAUAUAUUAUGUAUAUUAUAUAAUUUUAUAAAUAAGGCUCCCUAAUGAGAAUUUGCAGUGCUUAUUGGGUUACUGUGCAAGGACCCCUUUCUUUGUAGGAAAUUAGAACAAGACUUGAUUCAAUUUAUAAUUAGGCCCACAGAACAUCUCUGCUGCUCAUCUCCAAACUAAACUAACGGCUGGACACUUCUGAGAAAUUACUUUUCAAAGCCUUAGAGGGGGAGUGACAACUAGUAAAUGAAUGUGACCUGCUGGAAGCAAAGUCCCAGCUGGUUUGGAGACAAUUAUUAUAUAUGCCUUUUCAAAAAGCAAGAAUGUCAGAGUACCUUUGAUGUGGGAAUUUAAGGGAUUCUGGCACCUCUGUCAUACGAGGCCACUUCAAUUCAAAAGAGUUCAGGCAGGUAAGAUGAGCCUUUCGAUGUGGAACUGAGAAAGUCAUACUUGGAGGCUGGGAAAGAGUUUGUAAUCUGUUGUAGUAGAAUCUCAUCAAGGACUGCUUUAUUUAUAUUGUGUGACACUGUUUUAAGUGUUUUUCCUUUUUAUUGUAUUUUAUUUAUAAAAGUUAUAUAUUGCCUUUAUAUUUUAGGGGGAUUGUGAGUUUUCCCUCAAUCAUAGGUGUGUAAUUAUGAACCUUGCAAAGCAUAGACAAGUGGCCAAGUUUCUCUGAUCCACCUGCUCAUUCAGUUCCAUAUUAGAUUCUGACUAGUGACUCCUGGUCAGGAAACAAAGAAAAUCUUGUUUUUGCUUGUACUGAUGGAUAAUAAUGUGCCUUCCUACUUGGUAUCCACUUAAGCUGUCACUGCCUUUUCAAAUUCAUUAAGCACAAUAAAUUUGUUGGGACUUUUUAAUGGCUCAUAAAGCACUUUCAUGAGACUUCCAGCAUCUUGUUUAAAAUCUUCAGAAUGCUAGCUUCUCAGUGUUUCUAGUUCUCAUGUUUUCACAGAGCUUUGGAACCAAAUAAGCAAGAAGAAGUCUAAACUCCACAUUCAUUCUCAUGCUUUUAGUGUUUAGCAGAUUUUCCCUGAAUAUUUCUCAUAUACAAAAUUCAUGAUCAGAAUAUAUUACUGCCACAGAUGAACUGCUGCAUGUCUGUCAUCAGUAGUUUGGCAUCUGUCCUCAUGGAAAGAUGCAGAUUAUGUUAAAGCAGAAACAAAAUGCACAAUUUUGGCUUGAGAUAGGUUAGAUGUUCUCCUUUUGUUCAUCCUUAAGGUCUCUGACUCAUUAGAAGGGCUUCUGACUAUUUUAAAAUGGCAAGAACUGAUGCAGCGAUAUAUUAUUAUACCACAGCUAUCCAUGUUGUGCAUGGCACUAGCAGGUAUGUAAGUCCAAGCAAAAAAUUGGCAAGUAUGUCCCACUGAAAUCUGUCCUUCUUACUUCAUUAUAAGGAGCCAGUGCUGGGAACCCACUUCAGCUUUGACAAGUUUUUUUUGAACAACUUUUUUGAUGGCAUAUGUCCUGCCUAUGGAACUGAAGCAUUUCCCAACCUGGUGCCCUCUAUAUGUUGCUGGAUUACAAUUUCCAUAAUCCCAAAACAUUGGUCAUACUGCUAGAGCUGAUGGAGUCCCACAACUUCUGAAGUGUACUAGGUUAAGGGAUACUGGUCUUAAUUAUAAAAGGUCUUAUCCCCCUCCAAUCUCUUAAAAGCAAUUUGGUUAAAUAAAGUAUUGCUGUCUAAGCAGCAAGCGUUCUAAUAUUUGUAAUUCUUGUUCUUUUGCAAAUAAAUGGUUUUAAAGAUGCAUGUCUUUUGUAUCAUAUAGAAAAAAAUACACUAUAUUUUCCUUUAAAAGUUGUAAUAUUCUUUUUUUUAAAGAAAAUUGUACAUAUGUUUAAAUGAUGUAGGUUUGGGCAGGAU
This is a messenger RNA of Podarcis lilfordi (Lilford's wall lizard), 60090 nucleotides long. NCBI's taxonomy places the organism in Eukaryota, Metazoa, Chordata, Lepidosauria, Squamata, Lacertidae. The record is from the annotation of a GenBank genome assembly.